AUGUCAGGCAGAGUGAUAUAUGGAAAGGGACGCAUGGCCAACCCAACGCUUAUCACCCUGGCCUCUCAGACAGAGUCCAUGAGGAAAGGAGGAGCGCGAGGAGGAAAGAGGAGGAUGUUCUCCUUUUCACUCCGGUGUCGGCUCGGGGUCAUCAGAGGGAGGACCAAAGGUAAUGUUUACGCAACAAUGUUUAUGAAUACUGGUGAUGGCAGAGCACACAUUGUUUAUUUUUCUUUAUAAAAGCCAAACUGACCGUAGUUAAUUGGGGUUUUUAUACUGCUGUUGUAUCUGCAGCUACAUGCUCCAGCCUGAGAUACAGUCUCCUGAGAGGGUGCAGCAGUUGUAUCAGCCUGGCACACAGGUUGCUAUUGUACAUUAGUCAAGGUAUAUCCCAUGGGAUGUUUUGGAAGGAUUGUAUAAGCCUAAGGUAUACCAGUAUAUGCAAUAAUGAAAGAGAUUAUCCUUUUCAAAUGUAACAAUGGGCCAAGUGUGAGAGCUGAAGUGCCCCCAAUAUGAUCCAGGUGGCAAUAACACAAUAAUAACCUAUCAGUUGCUUUUUUUUUAAUAAGGGAUUUGCAUUCUUUAUUUUUUAUUCUUUAUUUUUUUCAGUGAACAAUUAUUUAUUAGUUUUCCCGUGUUUGUCAUAGACAAUUUAAAAUAACAAGAAACAGUACCUAGGACUAUACCUAGAACAAUAUCUAGAAUUUAUCUUCUCAUGUCUAUUUUGUUUUGUCAAAAUCAAUAGGAUAACUUAGCUUAAACGUGGGAUGAGUCAUUUAAUGGAGCCAUAUUUUACCUUUGGUUGAUGUUUGAGCUACCUUGCAGGUGAACAUUGUAUUAUGAUUGUGUGAUCAUAUCUCUGAAUUAUGACUGAGUCAUGUUCACCACAUCUGGGUCUGUCUUGUAGCCUAAGUAAUUCCGUGAUCGGUGUGUUGACUCAAGUGUCUGUCAUCCCUACUGCAUUCAUUUGGUAGAUUUAUUAGUAACUAAAGCUUAUAGCCAUAAGAUGGCAAUGUGAUCAGUUGCAUGUUAGAAAAUGUACCCAGCUACCUUUGGCUGGAGAAUAGCUCAUAGUAUAGCUUUUACUGUACUUUCAAUGUAUGUGAGAGCUUAUUAUUUUAGAGGUAAGUGAAAAUGUAAUAUCUUAUUUAACUUAGUUCUAAAUGAGCAUUGUAAUAUAUUACUAAUUGGUAGUGUAAGGCAAUAGCACUGUUUUAUACACAUUUAAACAGCCAAGGAUCUGUUGAAUCUAGAAUCGAUUGCAUAUUGCUUUCUAGCUCAAUUGGUAGAGCAUGGCGCUUGUAACGCCAGGGUAGUGGGUUCGAUUCCCGGGACCACCCAUACGUAAAAAUGUAUGCACGGAUGACUGUAAGUCGCUUUGGAUAAAAGCUAUGUGUAAUUGAUUCUCUGGUCUAAACACAGCAUUUAUUCUACUUCACAGAACUACACUGAGUGGGGGUGCUUCUACUACUAUACAUAAUUACCCUAGUUGUGUUGCGUAGUGUGUUCUGUUUCCCUGGGUUUUUAGAAGACCAACAAACAGCUCUGCGUCUCCUGUUCCUCUUUAUUCUGUAAGAAAUUAAUUUGUUUCACUCUGAAACACCAGAGUAAAUGGGGUAUUAAGGACGAAACUCUCUGAGGAAAUUAUCUAUGCCAAAGAGUAUUUGGUCCACUGGAAAGAGCCGACUAAUGAGGAGACAUGCUACAAUGGCGAGAACUUCUUCUACAGUGGAGAGAACACUUUGUUUGUUUGUAAUUGUUUGAUGUGUCUCUGGUCAAGGAAAUGCAUCAGACUCAAUAAAUCUAUACAUUCUUGGGAUCAAGAAUGUAUUUGUACUGCACAUAAAUAAUUGACUAGCUUGUCAAGUUGUACUUGAGCUCAUCCUCACAUCUGUGUGGACUUUGAAGCUGUUGUGUGGACUCUAGUUCAUAUUUUUGUCUGUUUUCUAAGAUCUUGUUUAGUGCUUUUGUGUGUCCUUUGACGCCAUUUCCCUACUCUCAGACCUGACUAUGACAGAUUUUCAUGCCUUAUAGGGGGAAAGAAUGGAGGGAGGGGGGUGGAGUAUGUGAGUGUGACAAAUGGACAGACAGGUGUGUCUCUCAGUCAGUCAGCGGCCGCGUUAACUCCUCUGUAUGUGUGUGUCUGGGUAGAAGACAGGCGGUGGCAGUUGGGGAAAGAGCCCUCUCACCCAGAGAAAGAAACAGCAGAUGUUCAACACUCCACAGAUUGAAAGCGAGAAAUCAUAUCGUUGGUUUGAUUUAUAUCCAUUGCAGCCAUUGUCUCAUAUAAAGGACAGAGUUCUCUGGUCAGAAGUUCAGAGCAAAUAAGUAUAUUUUGGCUUUAUAGCGGCAUGCAUGUACAUUUAUUGGUAGGGAUGCUCAGUGGUGUAAAGUACUUAAGUAAAAUACUUUAAAGUACUACUUAAGUCAUUCUUUUGGGUAUCUGUACUUUACUAUUAAUAUUUUUGACAACUUUACUUUUACCUCACUACCUUCCUAAAGAAAAUAUGGACUUUAUACUCCCGUACAUUUUCCCUGACACCAAAAAGUACUUGUUAGAUUUCGAAUACUCAGGCAUGACAGAAUUAUGGUCCAAUUCAUGCACCUAUCAAUAUAACGUGUUGUCACCCCUACUGCCUCUGAUCUGGCGGACUCACUAAACACACAUACUGUGUUUGUAAAUUGUCUGAUUGUUGGAGUGUUCCCGUGUCUCUCCAGGGGGGAAAAAUGAACAAAAAAGGAAAUUGUUUGCUUAAUAUAAGGAAUUUGAUGUAUAGCAUUUACUUUUAUUCAAAUAUGACAAUUUAGUACUUUUUCCACCGCUGUACUUAAGUACAUUUAAAACCAGAUACCUUUUAGACUUUUACUCAAGUAGUAUUUUACUGGGUGACUUUUACUUGCGUAAUUUUCAAUUAAGGUAUCUUUACUUUUAAUUAAGUAUGACAAUUGAGUACUUUUUCCACCACUGGGGAUGCCCUUGUAUAAGCAGAUAAUAGUCAUUGUGAUAAGCCUUUGGAAUGGGAGGUGGAAUUUAAGGCAUAUGAGGGGAAAAGCUGCAGGCAUUAGUUAGCCAGUGUGUGUGUGUGUGUGUGUGUGUGUGUGUGGGUAGGAUAACUAAGUUGGGCACAGUAAGAUGGCCACUGCUUAUGUGUCGACUAGUGUGGAAAAUGUGUAACUGCUUAUGGCUGCUCUUGUAUGAGCUCAAAGUGACAAUGGAUGUGGGGGUAGCGUUAACUGUGUGCUUGCCUGUAGGGAGUGUGUGUGCACCGAGUGUGCGCGUGUGAGAGAAAGAAAGUGUGUGUGUGUCGUGUGUGCAGGGGGUGUGACCGUGUUGUGUGUGGGGAGGGUGUUUGACUGCUUCAUCACACUCCUCUGGCAGAGAGAGGGAGGGAGAGAGAGACCUUCUCCGACACACUCACUGAGGCUGUGUGUGUGAUGGUUGCUGUGUGUGAGAGCUGGUUUGUGAGCGUGGACGAGGGGUAUGAUUAAUCCUAUGGAAUAGGACGUUCAAACAUUUAAAAGACAAAGAAAUAGACAUCUAUGGAUCAGGAAUUUCCAUGAAAUCUGCAAUAAGUGAAGUCAAGAUAUGCUUCAAGGAGAACGGAGAUAUGAAGAAAGUUGCUUUUUGUCCUGCUUGUUGUUAGCGUGUGAGACUGGGUCACUGAGGACAGACACCGUAUUCCCAGGGGCACCUCGCUGGGUCUGCUGGCCACUACAACAGAACGGCUACUUUCCUCUCAGGUCGGAUGUUUUGACAGGACUGCAGCCAUGCUGUGUGGUCUGAGGAGAGAGGCAAAGAACAGCAGCAUCGGUAAGUCUGCCUGACACUCAAUGACUGUGAUGAUGAAUGAAUGAAUAUCACAGCCGUCAUAGGCUAUCUAGUGUGCACUGUAUGUCAUAUGGUUUGUAGUGCUACACCCUAGUAUUGCAGUAGGAAGGGGUUUAGGACUGUCAAUAGCACCUGUAACAGUAUUUAGUUCCUGUGGUUCAAUGGCUUCAGCAUGGUGGUAAAGCACAUCCCACUGUUACGCUUUUCCCCUACAUUUGUACACAUUCAGAUUAAUUCAGAUUCGUUGAAUGACACUUUUUGAAAGACAGCUUUGUCAAGCACCAUUUUACUCACAGUAUAUCUAUUAAUUCACUAAUAAGGCACAGACAGUAGACCUAAUGCCAUUUAAUUAGGGCCGGACAGUACUGAAUACAAGGCUGCAGUCUGAAAUUGGAGCAGAUAUGGCAACGCAAACUGGGUUUAGUGGAGCCCAGUUUAUAUAUAAUGUUUUACCUCUUAAAAUAGCAUUGUGAUUUCAUAGCUAUUGUCAGAGAGGCCCCCACAUUUAACCUACAUUCUGAUUGGUUCUAAGGGGGAUAGCAUACGGUGCCCUGAAUUAGAUUAGGGCACCGUUAAUUGACUCGCCAGAAUUUAAUGGGGGUGACUAUAGUUUUCUGGCACAUUACUUUGCACACCACUUUAAGUAAUGUUGUAAGUACUGUCCUGUUUACAGAUCUCCAGUGUAUGGUUUUUGCAGUUCCGCACUUCAUCCUUGAGCGACCACAGUAGAUGAUUAUUCCCUCUGCCAAGACAACAUGCUCCUACCAGGAGGUUCGUGCCGUGCCAUAACCAGUUGUUGUUGUUCAGGUCAGGGGGGCCUUUUUGUUUUGGCUGCUGAAUUGAUUAAGCCAAUUAAAGAAGUAAUGUAUUUGGCCUAUGAUUGGCCCGUCAGGAUCACUAAUGGUGUUUCUUAACUGGUGCAGGAUGGAUGGGUGCCGGAGAGGCUGAAUUUAUGGUAUAGUGGCGUUCAGUCACGUGGAGCGUAUGAGGUCUUUGUAACCCAGAGCAAACGUUGCCUUUUGACCACAAUAAUGGCUGCUUGGACUGUCAGGGUCCUCAUGAAGCUAUGGGACCGCGCACGCUGCUGCCUGUCCCAGUGUGUCUUUGAUGUUUCACACUGUGUGUAUGUGCGUGCAUGUAUGUCGUGCACUUAUGCCCUAAGGCUGUUGAACAGCAUAUUUGUGCAAGGAAGUGAAUAAAAGGUUGUACAUUAUCAUAGUAUGCAUAUUCCUGCAUGCUUUACAUUUUCGUUUUUGUCAACUCUCAUUAUGUUUGAUUUCUAUAUUAUUUCUGCAUUUCCACAGUUAAGAUGUGGCUAAUCAACCUCCAUGAUUCUAUGAUAUGGAGACAUCCCUUCUCCUUGUCUCUUUCCUUCAAAUGCACUGAUCUGAAAAUGUAGGAAAGGUGAAAGACAAUGAUUGAUACCUACAGUACCAGUACCAGCUAACUGUUUUCAACAGUUACUUUACAUCUGUGCAGAUGAAAGAAAAGGUGACUAAGCUAUUUUUUACACUAUUGAGAUACACCCCAUGUUAUUUUGUCUUUGGGCAAAUUAGUCCUGUGCAUGACAAGAAUGAAAAUUGACCAAAGGCUGGCUCCAUUUGAAUAUUGAUGAUGUGAAUUUAGUUAUGGGUUAUGUGAUAUUAUGCAUGAGGGAUGAUUAGUUGCGAUACUAAAGUGGAUGAAGGGUUAAUUGAGUGCAGAACAGCAAUAUCACCUACACACGUCAUCAUGACAAUCCUGCCUAAAGCUAAUGAAAUCACUAGGCUAAAUUAGCAUUUUGUUUUUCAUCACUAAUAGUGUUACAUGUAACAUUGUACUGUAUAGCUCAGCAAGUGAGUGGAAAAGCUGAGCUGCGUUUAAUCAAUAGUAAGAAUAGUGCUUUUGUUGAAUUUCUUUAGCAUAUAGUGUAUGAAAUCCACCUCUCAGUGCAGCAGCUGAAAUAUAUGGACCUCUCAUAGGCCCUAGCUCUCCUCACAUCAAACAAGGUCUAAACAUGUCUUUGGUUUAGCUUUUCCUUAAGUGUGUAUGUAAUAUGAUGUUUAAAUCACUUGGUUGAAAAGUUAAUCCUCGGUGGACAGGAUUAAGGAAGUGCAGCGUCAGAUUUCUCAUCACAAAUGCUGACAUGCCCAUGCUGUGUCCAGAUUCAAAUGGCCAGGCAGGGCAGGGUCACUGCUAAUCUGGGCCCCGGGCCCCGUGCUGUGUCAGAAAUGGCUCCCACUGUAUAAAGAGGAUCCCAGAGGAACAGAGAACAUUUCCUGGUUUCUUCUGUAGCGGCUGUUGUAAUUGACUGAAAAUGGUUGUAUUCUCCACAUGCCUGAAUAGUCCUUUAACCACAGCAUGUUCCCUCAAGAGCAUUUCCCAGCUCUAACGUAUACUGUAGGCACCAUCUUGGUGCAGACAUCGUGUUUCACUGAGGGUAGAAGAAGCCUGUGGACACAGAUCGCACGAUCAGCUCCAAAUCUAAAUCUUAUCUGUUAGGGUGAACAAGGCAACAUUAUCUUCAGAUCAGCGCCUAUUCGGACUAUUUCGUACUACUCACACUAAAACUAGCUGUCUUGAUCUCUUUACCCCUCCUACUGUUACCAUGGAAACAGCAGCGUGACCUUCCGGGUCACUGAGAUUGACCCGCCAGUGUUCUUUGAGUUAGUUAGCUAAUUGCCUGUUGUAGGAGUUCCUUCCUGUUGUACCUCUCUCUAAUGUCCACUCUCCCUCUAAUGGGGAUCAAAGGGUUAAACGAGGCCCAGGCAGCUGUCAGAGUGUGGACAGGGGAUGUGAUGGUGUCAGAUUUCCCCUUCUCCCUCUCCUCUCAGGAACAGCAUGCACACGUUCCUCACAUACCGUAGUAGUUCUCCAAACAUCCAGAUUAUUCACCAAAUGUCCCUUUCAUUAUUCCAGAUGACGGGCCCUACUCUAAGGGCAGCAAGGACUCUGGAGGGACCGACCAUUCCCUUACCUCCAGGAGACGCAGUAUUGCAGGUACAGUGUGAUUACACCUUACUGUGACUUUCAGUCAUUCUACAUUCUACGGCAUCUUCUCUGUGGUACCAUGUCCAAUAUCUUCAGCCUUUCUCCAAGAUGGAAAGAUAUCCACAAGAGUCAUGCUUUUCACUGGGAUUGUUUGAUUGCACAUGUUCCAUCAUGUCUGCGCUGCGUUGGUUGAUAGAUGUGGUACUGUAGUGCUUAGAUAAGGUGGAGAAAAUGCCUAUGUAGCAUACCUGUCAUUGGAGACUAAAGGAGUCCUCUCCCUACGUAGACUUCAUGUAGCAUUUAACAGCACAGCACAAUGUGUCCGCAGCCAGACAGAAUGGAACCAAUCCCAUACACUAUAUAUACAAAAGUAUGUGGACACCCCUUCAAAUUAGUGGAUUCGCCCAUUUCAGCCACACCCGUUGCUGAUAGGUGUAUACAAUCGAGCACACCGCCAUGCAAUCUCCAUAGACAAACAUUGGCAGUAGCAGCGUCAGCACAAGAACUGUUAAUCGGGAGCUUCAUGAAAUGGGUUUCCAUGGCCGAGCAGCCGCACACAAGCCUAAGAUCACCAUGCGCAAUGCCAAACGUCGGCUGGAGUGGUGUAAAGCUCGCUGCCAUUGGACUCUGGAACAGUGGAAACGCGUUCUCUGGAGCGAUGAAUCACGCUUCACCAUCUGGCAGUCCGAUGGACAAAUCUGGGUUUGGCGGAUGCCAGCAGAACGCUACCUGCCCCAAUGCAUAGUGCCAACUGUAAAGUUUGGUGGAGGAGGAAUAAUAGUCUGGGGCUGUUUUUCAUGGUUCGGGCUAGGCCCCUUAGUUCCAGUGAAGGGAAAUCUUAACGCUACAGCAUACGUUCACAAAGCGAGGUCCAUACAGAAAUGGUUUGUCGAGAUCUGUGUGGAAAAACUUGACUGGCCUGCACAGAGCCUUGACCUCAACCCCAUUGAACACCUUUGGGAUGAAUUGGAACGCCGACUGCGAGCCAGGCCGAAUCGCCCAACAUCAGCGCCCGACCUCACUAAUGCUCUUGUGGCUGAAUGGAAGCAAGCCCAUGCAGCAAUGUUCCAACAUCUAGUGGAAAGCCUUCGCAGAAGAGUGGAGGCUGUUAUAGCAGCAAAGGGGGGACCAACUCCAUAUUAAUGGCCAAGAUUUUGGAAUGAGAUGUUCGACGAGCAGGUGUCUACAUACUUUUCUUCAUGUAGUGUAACCUACAACGUCUGAAGACACUACGGCUAGCUAUCCGUCAGUUAGGGUCAACCCCAAUUUGAACUCAGUUCUGUCCAGGAAAUGAAUAAAUAUAUAAUUUAUCAAUCUGGAAAAUUGCCCUUUUCUGUCAAGAUUUACAUUUUCAAUUCAUCCACUGAAUUCCCAUUAUGUUGAAUGUACUGAGUUAAUAUGGAGCUGACCCCAUCCAUGACAUCAAUCAUCAAAGAGGAGCAAGAGAGAGGGAAAGAGACAGAGGUGGAAAGAUGCGAAAGAGAGCGAGUCAGAAUGAGAGAGAGAGCAGCAUGAUAGAGGCAGAGAUAAUCAAGCCGUGUUUGUAGCAGCUCAGAGAAACAGGCUCAGUGUCCCAGAUGGAUGCUGACUCUGUGACUCAGUCCAUCCACUGUUCCUCCUGUCUGUUUCUGUGUGUCUGUAGAGGACUACCGGGGUGUGACCACGGUGGACCUGAUAAAAAGGGAGGGCAGCAGCCUGGGCCUCACCAUCUCCGGGGGGUCCGAUAAGGACGGCAAGCCCAGAGUGUCAAACCUGCGGCCAGGUGGGCUAGCUGCCAGGUGAGAUCUCGACUAGGAUGACACAUCUGUAACCUGGCAACUGCAGUGAGCUGUCUGCCUGUGUUACCCACAUGUCGUCUGUAAUACACCAUCUCGCCCUAACCUAGGUAUUAUAGACGCUGCAGUAGAUCAGCUCUUUACUGGGUGAUGUUGAGCCUGGAAGUGAUAUUACACCAGGACACAGUGUAUGAGAGAGUCUCCUAUGUUAAUAAACAAGAUAAAUAUGGAUGUUCCCACCGACUCACGAAUCACACCAACUAAAUGAAAUGAAACUACAGCGAAUUCAUUUGUACAUUAAGUUCAUGUAGAGAAGAUUUUAAGCGACGACCUGCUUUAUUUAAUUGCCUCCCAAUUCUCUUGGUAUUCAUAAGGAUGUAAUGUUUCUAUUUUGGAGUGUGGAGCGAUGUAAUUUCAUUACAGAUUGCCUAAUUAACAUCCAAUUAAUUUCAUUUGUUCAGCCACGAGAGCAAAACGCAAUGGAAAGCACUCACGCUUCAGUGACUAAGCAUCAUGUGCCUCUAAUGACACACACACACAUUAAAUACUUGGAAUAUAACAUUCUUUCUGUCACCACGGAAGUGUCUCAGUGUAGAAUGUGAUCAAACGACUAGACAUGACAAUCAUGAUAUUGCUUACCAGCUUAUCUCACUACCAUUGUAACCAUUACACCACUGGCCUGUUUGCUGGUCGGUUGGUCUCGUAAACAGUAUACCCUGAGUGUAUGCUCUUUCCAUGACAUAAACUGACCAGGUGAAUCCAGGUGAAAGCUAUGAUCCCUUAUUGAUGUCACUUGUUAAAUCCACUUCAAUCAGUGUAGAUGAAGGGGAGGAGACAGGUUAAAGAAGGAUUUUUAAGCCUUGAGACAAUUGAGACAUGGAUUGUGUAUGUGUGCCAUUCAGAGGGUGAAUGGGCAAGACAAAAUAUUUAAGUGCCGUUGAACAGGGUAUGGUAGUAGGUGCCAGGCACACCGGUUUGAGUGUACUGUAUCAAGAACUGCAACACUGCUGGGUUUUUCACGCUCAUCAGUUUCCCGUGUGUAUCAAGAAUGGUCCACCACCCAAAGGACAUCCAGCCAACUUGACACAACUGUGGGAAGCAUUGGAGUCAACCUAGGACAGCAUCCCUGUGAAACGCUUUCGACACCUUGUAGAGUCCAUUCCCCGACUCAAUAUUAGGAAGGUUCCUAAUGUUUUUUACCCUCAGUGUAUAUCUAUGUUGAGAUGAGAGCGUAUGAGCGUGUUUGGUAGGCUGAUGCUGAUAUGUGUGUCCUGCGUCACUGUAGCGAUUGGCAGUAGCCCAGAGGUGUAGCAGAGCAGUACAUCUAUUUAAUUAGCAUCUAAAUGUUGACUCACAAUGUCACAUGAGACGCACCAUGUCUGUCUACUUCUUAGCACCUUUUCUUAUCGUCAAUCGCCAUAGCAUAGAUUUACAUUAAUACAGUGCAUUUGGAAAGUAUUCAGACCCCUUGACCUUUUCCACAUUUUGUUACGUUACAGCCUUAUUCUAAAAUGAAUUACAUCGUUUUUUCCCCCUCAUAAAUCUACACACAAUACCCCAUAAUGACAAAGCAAAAACAGUUUUUAGAAUUUUUUUGCUAAUGUAUUACAAAUUCUACGUUCUAAAAACCUAUUUUUGCUUUGUCAUUGUGGGGUAUUGUGUGUAGAUUUAUGAGGGGAAAAAACGAUGUAAUAAUUUUUAGAAUAAGGCUGUAACGUGUGGAAAAAGUCAAGGGGUCUGAAUACUUUCCAAAUGCACUGUACACACAGCUUGUGUUACAAUUAGACAAUCUGCUACAAAGAUGCCAAACAGUGUUCAUGACAGGGCAGAGAUGAAAAUACACGACAAUGUUCUCAAGCCAUGAAUCAGGAGAUGGGAUGUUGUUUUGAGAGUAUCAUUAGUGGAGUUAGGAAUUUUUCCUAAGUAAGUGACCCAAGCCAGAGUUAUUCUUGGCUAAGUGACAUGGUCAGGAAAAACGCCUUUCCCUACACAUCAACCAACAUUUUCAAUUGUAAAUCGAUCUGAGUGCCUCUUAUCUUAUCUUGCACAGGAGUGACCAGCUGAAUGUGGGAGACCACAUCAAGUCAGUGAACGGCAUCAACCUGUCCAAGCUCCGCCACGAUGAGAUCAUCAGCCUGCUGAAGAACAUAGGGGAGCGUGUGGUGCUGGAAGUGGAGUUCGAACUACCUCCCUUUGGUUCGAGCACUUCUAGUGUGUAUAGACCUGCCUCUGGGCUGUUGUUAGUAGUUCUGUUAUGUCCAUAUCUUUGCAUUUCAAAUGACAUACAGUGGGGGAAAAAAGUAUUUAGUCAGCCACCAAUUGUGCAAGUUCUCCCACUUAAAAAGAUGAGAGAGGCCUGUAAUUUUCAUCAUAGGUACACGUCAACUAUGACAGACAAAUUGAGGAAAAAAAAUCCAGAAAAUCACAUUGUAGGAUUUUUAAUGAAUUUAUUUGCAAAUUAUGGUGGAAAAUAAGGAUUUGGUCACAUACAAACAAGCAAGAUUCCUGGCUCUCACAGACCUGUAACAUCUUCUUUAAGAGGCUCCUCUGUCCUCCACUCGUUACCUGUAUUAAUGGCACCUGUUUGAACUUGUUAUCAGUAUAAAAGACAGCUGUCCACAACCUCAAACAGUCACACUCCAAACUCCACUAUGGCCAAGACCAAAGAGCUGUCAAAGGACACCAGAAACAAAAUUGUAGACCUGCACCAGGCUGGGAAGACUGAAUCUGCAAUAGGUAGAAAAUCAACUGUGGGAGCAAUUAUUAGGAAAUGGAAGACAUACAAGACCACUGAUAAUCUCCCUCGAUCUGGGGCUCCACGCAAGAUCUCACCCCGUGGGGUCAAAAUGAUCACAAGAACGGUGAGCAAAAAUCCCAGAACCACACGGGGGGACCUAGUGAAUGACCUGCAGAGAGCUGGGACCAAAGUAACAAAGCCUACCAUCAGUAACACACUACGCCGCCAGGGACUCAAAUCCUGCAGUGCCAGACGUGUCCCCCUGCUUAAGCCAGUACAUGUCCAGGCCCGUCUGAAGUUUGCUAGAGUGCAUUUGGAUGAUCCAGAAGAGGAUUGGGAGAAUGUCAUAUGGUUAGAUGAAACCAAAAUAGAACUUUUUGGUAAAAACUCAACUUGUCGUGUUUGGAGGACAAAGAAUGCUGAGUUGCAUCCAAAGAACACCAUACCUACUGUGAAGCAUGGGGGUGGAAACAUCAUGCUUUGGGGCUGUUUUUCUGCAAAGGGACCAGGACGACUGAUCCGUGUAAAGGAAAGAAUGAAUGGGGCCAUGUAUCAUGAGAUUUUGAGUGAAAACCUCCUUCCAUCAGCAAGGGCAUUGAAGAUGAAACGUGGCUGGGUCUUUCAGCAUGACAAUGAUCCCAAACACACCGCCCGGGCAACGAAGGAGUGGCUUCGUAAGAAGCAUUUCAAGGUCCUGGAGUGGCCUAGCCAGUCUCCAGAUCUCAACCCCAUAGAAAAUCUUUGGAGGGAGUUGAAAGUCCGUGUUGCCCAGCGACAGCCCCAAAACAUCACUGCUCUAGAGGAGAUCUGCAUGGAGGAAUGGGCCAAAAUACCAGCAACAGUGUGUGAAAACCUUGUGAAGACUUACAGAAAACGUUUGACCUGUGUCAUUGCCAACAAAGGGUAUAUAACAAAGUAUUGAGAAACUUUUGUUAUUGACCAAAUACUUAUUUUCCACCAUAAUUUGCAAAUAAAUUCAUUUUAAAAUCCUACAAUGUGAUUUUCUGGAUUUUUUUCCCUCAUUUUGUCUGUCAUAGUUGACGUGUAUCUAUGAUGAAAAUAACAGGCCUCUCAUCUUUUUAAGUGGGAAAACUUGCACAAUUGGUGGCUGACUAAAUACUUUUUUCCCCCACUGUAUAUGAUAUUGCAGAUCAGGUCAACAUAUCUUGCUUUUGUUCUUGGCUGAAAAGCCUCCAAUUCUCUCUGUGUUCUUACAAUUGGACAUUAUUCCGGUACAUACUUGCUCAUCUAUUUCUGGACUGUGACCCAACAAGUAAACAAACAAUUGAUGAUCCCAUUGGAGGCUGGUGUCAAUUUUAAUUGGAGGACGGGCUCAUUAUAAUGGCCGAAAUGAAACGUGGAAUGUGUUUGAUGUCUACGAUACAUUUCAAUUGAUUCCAUUCCAGCCAUGAGCCGUCCUCCCUUCACCAGCCUCCACCGGAUGAUCCAGUCGUGACAUAAGGAUUCAACCACUAAAACAGCUACCCAGCAAUGGGUUGUACCUCUGGCAGUGAGUGGGUUGCAUUUAACACUAUCUUACAAUGUUCCAUUAUUUUAAAGGUGGGUAAAACCUCCAUGUCACUGUCUUUUUGCAAUGGUGAUUGGGUUUGUGUCCUGAGAUGUUGGUUGGCAAGAUGGUGUUGGUCUGCUUCUCUCAUUGUUUAAACUCUGAACUACUCUCUCUCUCCCUCUCUGUUUUCAGUCCAGAACACUCCCUCAGGUGUCAUAGCUAAGACCAUAGAGGUGUGCCUAUACAAGGAGGGCAACAGCUUUGGAUUCGUCAUGAGAGGUGGGCAUCAUCAAGUCUGUUAGAAUGUACAGUGUGUAUAUUAAAGGGUGGGAAAGGAUGAAAGAUUGAACUAGAGCUGGAGUGUGUAUGUGUGUUCUGUUGUUCUAGGAGGGUUCCAUGAAGACUGGCACAGGUCUCGUCCUCUGGUAGUGACCUACGUACGGCCCGGGGGGCCAGCUGACAGGUAAAGACAUGCAGAGAUGAAACUGUGUGUGCGUGCCCACGUGCUUUUACCAUCAUGAGUAAUUUCACAUGAGUAAGCGCAAGGACGUUUCUAGCAUUUUGGGGGCCCUAAGCAAGAUUUUGUUGGGGGCCCCUCCCACCUCACGGGCAAAACAUUUUAGUGGCUCCCCUCUUGGUGGCGCAGAGAAAAAUUUGCAGCUUUAAAGAUAAUUUCCUGCAAUUCUACACAUAGAGAAAAUGUUGCAGUUUUAAAGGCCAUUUUCUGCAUUUCUACACAUUUCUCCGUGGGGCAUAGAGAACAUUUUGCAGUUUUAAAACACAUUUCAUGCGAUUCUACACAUUUCAAAUAAAUAAAAUAUUAUUUGUAAAAUGCUUCGUAAACAACAGGUGUAAACUAACACUGAAAUGCUUACUUACAUCAAUGCAGAGAGAAAAACUAUAGAAACAUAAUAACACAAUAAAUAAAUACCAAUGAGUAACGAUAACUUGGCUAUAUACACUGGGUACCAGUACCGAGUCGAUGUGCAGGGGUACAAGGUAAUUGAGGUAGAUAUGUACAUAUAGGUAGGGGUAAAGUGACUAGGCAACAGGUUAGAUAAUAAGCAGUAGCAGCAGUGUAUGUGAUGAGUCAAAAUAAUUAGUGCAAAGGGGAGCAUCAAUGCAGAUAGUCUGGGUAGCUAUUUGGUUAACUACUUAGUCUUAUGGCUUGGGGGUAGAAGCUGUUCAUGGUCCUGUUGGUUACAGACUUGGUGCAAUUUUUUGGGCCUUCUUCUGAUACUGCCUGAUAUAGAGGUCCUGGAUGGCAGGGAGUUCGGCCCCAGUGAUGUACUGGGCCGUACGCACUACCCUCUGUAGCGCCUUGUGAUCAGAUGCCAAGCAGUUGCAUUACCAAGCGGUGAUGCAGCCAGUCAAGAUGCUCUCAAUGGUGCAGCUGUAUAACUUUUUGAGGAUCUGAGGGCCCAUGCCAAAUCUUUUUAGCCUCCUGAGGGGGAAGAGGCAUUGUCGUGCCUUCUUCACCAUGUUAAUUCCUUAGUGAUAUGGACACUGAGGAACUUGAAGCUCUCGACCCGCUCCACUACAAACCCACCGAUCUGGAUGGGGGCGUGCUCGCCCCGCCGUUUCCUGUAGUCCAUGAUCAGCUCCUUUGUCUUGCUGACGUUGAGGGGAAGGUUGUUGUCCUGGCACCACACUGCCAGGUUACUGAUCUCCUCCCUAUAGGCUGUCUUAUCGUUGUUGGUGAUCAAACCUACCACCAUUGUGUCGUCAACAAACUUAAUGAUGGUGUUGGAGUCGUGCGUGGUCACGCAGUUGUGGGUGAACAGGGAGCUAUAGUCAAUGAACAACAUUCUUACAUAGGUGUUCCUCUUAUCCAGGUGGGAGAGGACAGUGCUGAGUGCAAUAGAGAUAGCGUCAUCUGUUGGGGCGGUAUGCGAAUUGAGUGGGUCUGGGAUGAUGGUGUUGAUGUGAGCCAUGACCAGCCUUUUAAAGCAUUUCAUGGCUACAGAUGUGAGUGCUACGGGGCGAUAGACAUUUAGACAGGUUACCUUGGCGUUCUUGGUUACAGGGACUAUGGUGGUCUUCUUGAAACAUGUAGGUAUUACAGACUGGGUCAGGGAGAGGUUGAAAAUGUCAGUGAAGACACUUGGCAGCUGAUCAGCGCAUGCUCUGAUUACGCAUCCUGGUAAUCAUGUUUAAAGGUCUUACUCACAUCGGCUAUGAAGAGCAAGAUCACACAGUCGUCCGGAACAGCUGGUGCUCUCAUGCAUGGUUCAGUGUUGUUUGCCUCAAAGUGAGCAUAGAAGGUAUUUAGCUCGUCUGGUCACUGGGCAGCUCGUGGCUGGGUUACCAUUUGUAAUCCGGAGUAGUUUGCAAGCCCUGCCACAUCCGACGAGCAUCAGAGCCGGCGUAGUAGGAUUUGAUAUUAGUCCUGUAUUGACGCUUUGCCUGUUUGAUGGCUCGUCGUAGCAGGAUUUCUUAUAAGCGUCCAGAUUAGUGUCCCGCUCUUUGAAAGAGGCAGCUCUAGCAUUUAGCUCAGUGCAGAUGUUGCCUGUAAUCCAUGGCUUCAGGUUGGGUUAUGUACGUGCAGUCACUGUGGGGACGACGUUGUCGAUGCACUUACUGUAUGAAGCCGGUGACUCCCGGAACAUAUUCCAGUCUGUGUUAGUGAAACAGUCCUGUAGCUUAGCAUCCACUUCAUCGGUCCACUUCCGUAUUGAGUGCAUCACUGGUACCUCCUGUUUGAGUUUUUGCUUGUAAGCAGGAAUCAGGAGGAUAGAGUUAUGGUCAGAUUUUCCAAAGGGAGGGUGAGGGAGAGCCUUGUAUGCGUUUCUGUGUGUGGAGUGAUGGUGAUCAAGAGUUUUGUUGCACAGGUGACAUGCUGGUAAAAUUUGGUGAAACGGAUUUCAGUUUCCCUGCAUUAAUCACCGGCCACUAGAAGCGCCGGCUGUUGAUAUGCAUUUUCUUGUUUGCUUACAGCCCUAUACAGAUCCUUGAGUGUGGUAUUAGUGCCAGCAUCGGUUUGUGGUGGUAAAUAGACAGCUACGAAAAAUAUAGAUGAAAAUUAUCUUCGUAAAUAGUGUGGUCUGCAGCUUAUCAUGAUGAUGUUCUUAUCAUUAUAUAUUAGAGAUCGCACACCAGCUGCUGUUAACAAAGAGACACACCCCUCCCCCUUUAGUCUUCACCGAGGCUGCCCUCUGGUCUAGACGAUACAUGGAGAAACCCGCAAGAUAUACAUUAUCCAUGUCCUUGUUCAGCCAAGACUCCCCGAAGCAUAGAAUAUUACAGUUCUUCAGGUCCUGUUGAUAGGAUAGUCUCGAAUGUAGUUAAUCCGGUUUUUUCUCCAGUGACUGCACAUUCACCAACAGAGCAGAGAGCAAUCGGGGUCUAUUUGUUCGCCAACAUAAUCUCGUUAGGAGGCCGCCUAGCCUGCCUCUUUUUCACCACCGCUUCCACUUUCAAGUCCCAUUGAUUAGGGCCUGGUCCGGAGUAAGCAGAACGUCCAGAGCUGCCGACUCGUUGAAGUAGAACUCUUCAUCCAAAUCGCUGUUCUGAUGUCCAAAAGCCGUCUUCGAUCAUAGGAAAUGAUGGCGGAGACAUUAUGUACACACAAAAUGGUCAGGAGCCCAUAAAUCAGACGUUAUCCACUGCAGCGCCAUCUUUUAAUUUGGGUUUGAGAGAAGAAAUUGCAUUUUUAAAGCUAAUUUCCUGCAGUUCUACAUAUUUUGCCAUUACUUAUGCCAUGUUCAUAUGAUAUGAGUGAGAGUGACUAACAAAUUCAAUGGGGCCCCCUGGAGGUCGGGGCCCCAUUGAAUUUGUUAGUCACUCUCACUCAUAUCAUAUGAACAUGGCAUAAGUCAUGGCAAAAUGUGUAGAACUGCAGGAAAUUAGCUUUAAAAAUGCCACUACAUGCCUUGCCUUCCGGUCAGUAAUUCAGCCAUGCAAUCUAUAAAAUGUUAACUGACAUGGGCUAAUUGAGUGACUUUCAGUGACUGACAUACCAAUAGGAAAACUGCUGAUUUACUACCAAAUUUCAAAAUUGCACAUUGUGUAUUCUACUAUCCUAACUAACAGUAAGUUGAGACCCCGACUGACUUUCUUAUGCCUAGAAACGGCACUGAGUAAGCGAUUUUAAGAAGCUCUGAGUGCCUUGUUUUCAAUCAGUGUAUGGAUCUGUGUGCAAUCUUUAUAGCUUGCUGACCCUGGUUUGGUCCUUUGCCAUUUGUUUCAAUGGCAAAUGCUAUUCAAAAGAUGUAGUGAUACGCAUUGCCUCCCAGACCUAUGGAAAUGCAGUCAUGCAUUAAUGUUAAAUCCACAUUCACAGUAUAAAGGGCAAGCUUUAUCCUAAGGCUAGGGACUAGCUAGCUGAAUACUGUACUGCACUGUUCCAAGAUUUCUCAGAAUAUUGAGGGCAACAUUACUUUUGUAUAGCAAGCAGUGACAUGGUGAGUAUGCUGUACACCAUGAGAGAAUAUGUUGAUAUUAUUUAUGUUCGUUCAUUUCCUGAGAGGUCAGAGAUAGAAUCUCUCUUUUACCGGAGAGAGGACAAAACACCCCCUUCCCCUUUCUUUCUAGAGACAGAAAACUGAAAGAUGGUGAACAUCUGAUGUGUCUGUGUGGACUAAGUGGCUAUAUUCACUGUCCUCCUUUACAUAAACGUUCUCUCUCUUCCCUCUCCUUUCUCUCUCUCCUUUCAAUGCCCCCCCCCCCCCCCCUCUCCCUUCCCCUUUCCGUCUCUCUACCAGAGAGGGAACACUGAAGGCUGGUGACCGCGUGCUGAGCAUAGAUGGGAUGCCCUUAAACCGAGAGAAGCACGCUGACGCCCUGACUAUGCUGAUGCAGAGUAGCCAGGAAGCCCUGUUCCUGAUUGAGUAUGAUGUCUCCCUCAUGGGUGAGCACACACGCGCCUGGCGGAGGGGGAAUAUGUGAGAAUACGGCAGGCCGGGUAACAUCGCUCUGAGGGUAAAUAAUGUGUUUGUUCCACAAGAAUGUAUUAGAGUGUUGGCUGCGCACAAGACGCAACCCAGGGAUUCACACGGCUCCAAAACACACGUCAACACUGAGUAGGAAUGGUACAGCAGGUACAUACAAUCUACAGUGGCUUGCGAAAGUAUUCACCCUCCUUGGCAUUUUUCCUAUUUCGUUGCCUUACAAUCUGGAAUUAAAAUGGAUUUUUGGGGGGUUUGUAUCAUUUGAUUUACACAACAUGACUACCACUUUGAAGAUGUGAAACAAACAAGAAAUAAGACAAAAAAACAGAAAACUUGAGCGUGCAUAACUAUUUACUUCCCUGUAUUUAACGGCAUCCAUCAUUCCUUUGAUUCUGACCAGUUUCCCAGUCCCUGCCGAUGAAAAACAUCCCCACAGCAUGAUGCUGCCACCACCAUGCUUCACUGUGGGGAUGGUGUUCUCAGGGUGAUGAGAGGUUUGUGCCAGACAUAGAGUUUUCGUUGAUGGCCAGAAAGCUCAAUUUUAGUCUCGUCUGACCAGAGUACCUUCUUCCAUAUGUUUGGGGAGUCUCCCACAUGCCUUUUGGCGAACACCAAACAGGUUUGCUUAUUUUCUUCUUUAAGCAAUGGCUUUUUUCUGGCCACUCUUCCGUAAAGCCCAGCUCUGUGGAGUGUAUGGCUUAAAGUGGUCCUAUGGACAGAUACUCCAAUCUCCGCUGUGGAGCUUUGCAGCUCCUUCAGGGUUAUCUUUGGUCUCUUUGUUGCCUCUGAUUAAUGCCCUCCUUGCCUGGUCCAUGAGUUUUUGUGGGCGGCCCUAUCUUGGCAGGUUUGUUGUGGUGCCAUAUUAUUUCCAUUUUUUAAUAAUGGAUUUAAUGGUGCUCCGUGGGAUGUUCACAGUUUCUGAUAUUUUUUUAUAACCCAACCCUGAUCUGUACUUCUCCACAACUUUGUACCUGACCUGUUUGGAGAGCUCCUUGGUCUUCAUGGUGCCACUUCCUUGGUGGUGCCCCUUGCUUAGUGGUGUUGCAGACUCUGGGGCCUUUCAGAACAGGUGUAUAUAUACUGAGAUCAUGUGACAGAUCAUGUGAUACACAGGUGGACUUUAUUUAACUAAUUAUGUAGGUAAUUCUGAAGGUAAUUGGUUGCACCAGAUCUUAUUUAGGGGCUUCACAGCAAAGGGGGUGAAUACAUAUGCACGCACCAGUUUUCCGUUAUUAAUUUUUUUGAAUUUUUUGAAACAAGUUACUUUUUUCAUUUCACUUCACCAAUUUGGACUAUUCUGUGUAUGUCCAUUACAUGAAAUCCAAAUAAAAAUCCAUUUAAAUUACAGGUUGUAAUGCAACAAAAUAGGAAAAACGCCAAGGGGGAUGAAUAAUCUUUCAAGGCACUGUAUAAAUAUACUCUAAUAAUUCCAAUAUAGAAGUCUACUCUAUAUUGUAUGGAAGUUUUUAUCUUUCAUUUUGUGUGGUGCUUCUAAUUGUUUUAGUCUUCUUAAUGAAGCAAAAAAAGCAAAUGGAGAUCUAGGCUUUCAUAUACCCUAAUUAGCCCUAACACUAGUGCUCUCUGAGACAGACAGACAGACGUUCUCGCUUUAGAGCGAGCCCCUCAGAAGGAUACAGAAUGUUGAGGACAGAGAUUGCAUCCAUUUGGUGAGGUCAAAUGUCAAAUAGCCCUUAAGUCUGUUCUCCUCCAAUAUGAAAAUGUCUUACUCCAUGCCAGGGGGGAUUUUACUGCCUUCAUCUGGCAAGCAGCACACGCCCCUCAGUACAGCUGGAAGUCAGUGACAGUCAUCCAUGGUUUUGUCAGCCUGAGUCUGGGACUCUCCUCUGGUACAGUCCCCAGGCAGGACAGGGUUGGACAUGAGUCCCAGACAAGGUCUCAGACGAGUGGACGUUUCCCUGAGAGACAAUCUAGUGUUUCUCUGUUGCGCCGCAAGCCCCUAGCUCUGUCGUUUCUCUGUAUCACUGGAUAAGAUGUCUUGUAUGUCACCAGCUGAGACAGAUUGACCUCUGUACUGCCGUAGUUGAAUGUUAAUUGAGGUGGGUUGAGGUGAAAGGGAAUAUCCUUCUUUCAAAUAUAGUGGGAGAGCAUCAUUAACAAACCAAAUGCCCUCUGAAAAAAUAUAAUGGGCUCUUCAGUUUUAAGAGAGGAGAUAAUGAAGAGAAAGUAAAUGUGUAAAUAAUGUGGAGAUGAUAAUGUAGAGAGAGUUACUGUUGCUAUUUGCAACAUUUCCUAAGUACUCAGACACUGAUUCCAUCACUUUGUACUGUAGUAACCUUAACCCAACACCAAGCGACCUCGUCAAUUCGCUACAGUACCAUGGAUAUUCCCCCCUAAUGUAGUGAAUGUCUGUGUCUCUCAAGAGUCAGUCCAGCAGGCCUCUGGCCCCCUACUGGUGGAGAUAAUGAAGUGUCCUGCAGCCAGUCUGGGUGUCAGCCUGGCUACUGCUGUGUACAGGAACAAACAGGUCAUCGUCAUCGACAAGAUAAAACAAGCCAGUGUGGUGGAAAGGUAAGGCAAGCCUACCAAAGAUACCAUACUGUAUUUUGCAUGAAAUUACAGUAGCUUUAGACUAAAUGUGAAAUGCUUUUCUCCUUUCAAAUACCUCUCUGUCUGUCCCUUUCUUACCCCUCUCUCUCAGGUGUGGGGCAUUGCAUAUAGGUGAUCUCAUCCUGUCUAUAGAUGGGACCAGCACUGAGCACUGUUCCCUGAUGGAGGCCACGCAGCUAUUGGCCCAAACCUCUGACGUUGUCAAAUUGGAGAUCCUCCCAGCCAAUCAGAGCAGACUUCCCAUGAGACCCCAAGACACAGGUCAGUCUAUCACAGGACUUGAGCCAUAUCCCAACACUCUCCAAGGCAUCCGCUCCUCCCCUUCUCACAGGAUCUUGUUUAUGUAAUGUUUAGGUAGUUUUAUACGUACAGUGCCUUCAGAAAGUACCCCUUAACUUAUUCCAUAUUUUGUUGUUAUAGAAUGACUUCAAAAUGGAUUAGAUUGUAUUUCUCACAUCUACACACAAUACCCCAUAAUGACAAAGUGAAAACAUGUUUUCACUGUUCUAAUUUACAUAUGUAUUCACACCCCUCAGUCAAUACAUGUUAGAAUCACAUUUGGCAGCGAGUCUUUCUGGGUAAGUCUCUUAAGAGUUUUGCACACCUGGAUUGUACAAUAUUUUCACAUUAAUUCUUCAAGCUCUGUCAAGUUGGUUGUUGUUCAUUGCAUUUUCAAGUCUUUGCCAUAGAUUUUCAAGCCAAUUUAAGUCAAAACUGUAACUAGGCCAAUCGGCCAUGUCGUCUUGGUAAGCAACUCCAGUGUAUAUUUGGUUGUGUGUUUUAGGUUAUUGUCCUGCUGAAAGGUGAUUUUGUCUCCCAGUGUCUGUUGGAAAGCAGACUGAACCAUGUUUUCCUCUAGGAUUUUGUCUGUGCUUAGCUCGAUUCCAUUUAUUUUAUCCUAAAAGAACUCCCUUGCCGAUGACAAGCAUACCCAUAACAUGAUGCAGACACCACCAUUCCUGAAAAUAAACUACAUGGUAUGUGGACACCUGCUCGUCUAACAUCUUAUUCCAAAAUCAUGGGCAUUAAUAUGGAGUUUGCCCCCCUUUGCUUCUAUAACAGCCUCCACUCUUCUGGGAAGACUUUCCACUAGAUGUUGUAACAUUGCUGCGGGGGCUUGCUUCAGCCACAAGAGCAAUACUGAGGUUGGGCACUGAUGUUGGGCGAUUAGGCCUGGCUCGCAGUCGGCAUUCCAAUUCAUCCCAAAGGUGUUCGAUGGGGUUGUCAGGUCUCUGUGCAGGCCAGUCAAGUUCUUCCACACUGAUCUCGACAUGCCAUUUCUGUAUGGACCUUGCUUUGUGCACGGGGGCAUUGUCAUGCUGAAACAGUAACGGGCCUUCCCCAAACUGUUGCCACAAAGUUGCAAGCACAGAAUCGUCUAGAAUGUCAUUGUAUGCUGUAGCGUUAAGAUUUUCCUUCACUGGAACUAAGGGGUCCGUCCGUCAGACUGCCAGAUGGUGAAGCGUGAUUCAUCACUCCAGAUCCAAUGGCGGCGCGCUUUACACCACUCCAGCCAAUGAUUGGCAUUGCGCAUGGUGAUCUUAGGCUUGUGUGCGGCUGCUCGGCCUUGGAAACCCAUUUCAUGAAGCUCCCAACGAACAGUUCUUGUGCUGAUGUUGCUCCCAGAGGCAGUUUGGAACUCGGUACUGAGUGUUGCAACCGAGGACAGACGAUUUUUACGCGCUUCAGCACUCGGCGGUCCCUUUCUGUGAGCUUGUGGGGCCUACCACUUCGCGGCUGAGCCGUUGUUUCUCCUAGACGUUCCCACUUCACAAUAACAGCACUUACAGUUGACUGGGGCAGCUCUAGCAGGGCAGAAAUUUGACAAACUGACUUGUUGGAAAGGUGGCAUCCUAUGACGGUGCCACGUUGAAAGUCACUGAGUUUGUCUAUGGAGAUUGCAUGGCGGUGUGCUCGAUUUUAUACACCUGUCAGCAACAGGUGUGGCUGAAAUAGCCGAAUCCACUAAUUUGAAGGGGUGUCCACAUACUUUUGUAUAUAUAAUGUAUAAAGCCAUGGAUGUCUCACAGAUUCAGGACACUGUAGGAUGUCUUAUGAAUGCAUGUAGGUAAACCCCAAGCCCUUUUCAAACCUCCACAUUGGUCUCAGGUAGAAGUUGUCAUUAACCCUUUCCUACCCCCUAUGCCUAAUCAUAAGAAGGGGGACAAGAUGUCUGACCCUGGCUCAUUAGUUAGGGGAAACUUCUACCCACUCCUCCAAAACAUCCAUCUCACUCUGUGGUCCUGUAAACUUUUUUCUCCUGUAGCUUAUAGCUAAGCUCACCUAGAGGAGCGCUUUAAGAACUCUAUUUCCUAUCUUUACUGGGGAAGAGAAACAGCAAAUUUUUUGCUUACCAUAUCAGUCUUAUUAAAUCCCCCGUGAGGAUUAGACAAAUUGCACUUUAUGAUCACUUAUAAUACCCAAAGUAGCAUGGACUCACUCUGUGUGCAAUAAUAGUGUUUAAUAUGAUUUUUUGAAUGACUACCUCAUCUCUGUAGCCCACACAUACAAUUAUAUGUAAGGUCCCUCAGUCGAGCAGUGAAUUUCAAACAAAGCGUAUGUAUCAUUAAAAUAUUAUGUUGUUGCAUGUCAUUUCAAUAAUGAAUCUAUAUCUAAUCCAACUUUGAAGGACAUAAAAAAAUACAUUUUAUAGGCACAAAUCAAAAGUCAGUCAAACACUUCCUGAUUUGUUUUCAUUAUCUUGAGUACAUGCAUUAGUUAGUGAUACAGUCCAACUCCAUUAGGUAGUGGGUGUCUCGCUAAUGACACAAUAUUUAUUUGACGAAACAACCAUAAGAACCGUACACUUAAGCUAAGACGCCCACCACAGAUAAGGCAGCCGCUGUCGUUAAGACUAAGCCACAGUAUAGUUCUACCAAACAUCGGCUUCCGUGAUCCCACCCAGCUUCACAUGCUAAGAAACCACCUCCAACCGUUGACCCAGAUAGAAGCCUGGGAAAAAACACGGCAUGAAUACCAUCUCAGAGAGGCGUGUGUGUGUUUGUGGGUGCGUAGCUUGUCGCUAUGCAUAAGAGGCCGGUGGCCUACCCCAGGGCACAGGGCUUGUAGCCCCCAGCACUCUCCACACGCAGCGUGAUUCACAGAACAUAGGAGGAGGCAGCUAACCCUCUGCAGUCCCUUUAUAGCAGCAGCCGUUAACAAAGGUCACCAUGUAGGGGUGUGAAUAUGCUGAAAACCCAGUUUAUCUGGAUUUUGUCUGCUGGGUUACAUACUGUGCCUUCAGAAAGUAUGCACACCCCUAGACUUUUUCCACAUUUUGUUGUGUUACAGCCUGAAUUUUUAAUACAUUAAAUUACACACAAUACCCCAUAAUGUCAAAAUGGAAAUAUGUUUUUAGAAUAUUUUACAAAUUAAUUGAAAAUGAAAAGCUGAAAUGUCUUGAGUCAACAAGUAUUCAACCCCUUUGUUAUGGCAAGAAUAAAUAAGUUCAGGAGUAAACAUUUGCUUAACAAGUCACAUAAUAAGUUGCACUCACUCUGUGUGCAAUAAUAGUGUUUAAUAUGAUUCAUCUCUGUACCCCACACAUACAAUUAUAUGUAAGGUCCCUCAGUCGAGCAGUGAAUUUCAAACAAAGAUACAACCCCAAAGACCAGGGAGGUUUUCCAAUGUCUCACAAAGAAGGUCACCUAUUGGUAGAUGGGUAAAAAACAAAACAAAACAAAAACAGACAUUGAAUAUCCCAGUUACACUUUGGAUGGUGUAUCAAUACACCCAGUCACUAUAAAGAUACAGGUGUCCUUCCUAACUCAGUUGCCGGAGAGGAAGGGAUCCGCUCAGGGAUUUCACCAUGAGGCCAAUGGUGACUUUAAAACAGUUACAGAGUUUAAUGGCUGUGAUAGGAGAAAACCAAGGAUGGAUCAACAACAUGGUCGUUACUCCACCAUACUAACCUAAAUGACAGAGUGAAAAGAAGGAAGCUUGUACAGAAUAAAAAUAUUCCAAAACGUGCAUCCUGUUUGCAAUAAGGCACUAAAGUAAAACUGCAAAAAAUCUGGCAAAGAAAUUAACUUUAUGUUCUGAAUACAAAACAUUAUGUUUCGGGCAAAUCCAAUGAUUUGGAGAUUGCAUGGCUGUGUGCUCGAUUUUAUACACCUGUCAGCAACGGGUGUGGCUGAAAUAGCCGAAUCCACUAAUUUGAAGGGGUGUCCACAUACUUUUGUAUAUAUAAUGUAUAAAGCCAUGGAUGUCUCACAGAUUCAGGACACUGUAGUAUGUCUUAUGAAUGCAUGUAGGUAAACCCCAAGCCCUUUUCAAACCUCCACAUUGGUCUCAGGUAGAAGUUGUCAUUAACCCUUUCCUACCCCCUAUGCCUAAUCAUAAGAAGGGGGACAUGAUGUCUGACCCCCACUCCUCCAAAACUUCCAUCUCACUCUGUGGUCCUGUAAACUUUUUUCUCCUGUAGCUUAUAGCUAAGCUCACCUAGAGGAGCGCUUUAAUAACUCUAUUUCCUAUCUUUACUGGGGAAGAGAAACUGCUAAUUUUUUGCUUACCAUAUCAGUCUUAUUAAAUCCCCCGCGAGGAUUAGACAAAUUGCAUUUUAUGAUCACGUAUGAUACCCAAAGCGUAUGUAUCAUUAAAAUAUUAUGUUGUGGCAUUUCAUUUCAAUAAUGAAUCUAUAUCUAAUCCAACUUUGAAGGACAUAAAAAAUACAUUUUAUAGGCACAAAUAAAAAGUCAGUCAAACACUUCCUGAUUUGUUUUCAUUAUCUUGAGUACAUGCAUUAGUUAGUGAUACAGUCCAACUCCAUUAGGUAGUGGGUGUUUGGCUAAUGACACAAUAUUUAUUUGACGAAACAACCAUAAGAACCGUACACAACUGUAAGUGCUGUUAUUGUGAAGUGGAAACAUCUAGGAGCAACAACGGCUCAGCCGCGAAUUGGUAGGCCACACAAGCUCACAGAACGGGACCGCCGAGUGCUGAAGCCGUCUGUCCUCGGUUGUAACACUCACUACCGAGUUCCAAACUGCCUCUGGAAGCAACGUCAGCACAAGAACUGUUCGUCGGGAGCUUCAUGAAAUGGGUUUCCAUGGCUGGUCAGCCGCAUAAAAGCCUAAGAUCACAAUGCCAAGCGUCGGCUGGAAUGGUGUAAAGCGCGCCGCCAUUGGACGCCAUUGGAGUAAUGGAAACUACUUCUAUGGAGUGAUGAAUCACGCUUCACCAUCUGGCAGUCCGAUGGAUGAAUCUGGGUUUGGCGGAUGCCAGGAGAACGCUACCUGUCCCAAUGCAUAGUGCCAACUGUAAAGUUAGGUGGAGGAGGAAUAAUGGUCUGGGGCUGUUUUUCAUGGUUCGGGCUAGGCCCCUUAGGAAAAGGCCUUCCCCAAACUGUUGCCACAAAGCUGGAAGCACAGAAUAGUCUAGAAUGUCAUUGUAUGCUGUAGGGUUAAGAUUUCCCUUCCCUGGAACUGUUUAUGAUGACCCCGUGCUCAAAGAGAGGUCCAUACAGAAAAUGGUUUGACGAGGUCAGUGUGGAAGAACUUGACUGGCCUUCACAGAGCCCUGACGUACACCUUUGGGAUGAAUUGGAACGCCGACUGCGAGCCAGGCCUAAUCGCCCAACAUCAGUGCCCAACCUCACUAAUGCUCUUGUGGCUGAAUAGAAGCAGGUCCCCGCAGCAAUGUUCCAACAUCUAGUGGAAAGCCUUCCCAGAAGAGUGGAGGUUGUUAUAGCAGCCAACUCCAUAUUAAUGCCCAUGAUUUUGGAAUGAGUUGUUCGACAAGCAGGUGUCCACAUACUUUUGGUUGUGUAGUGUAUUAACAUGUUUCCUGCAAAUCCUUCUAUGUGAGGAGGGAGGCUGUCACAGAUUAAGACUGUACAAAUGGAACACGGAGGAUUACUGUUGUGUGUAAUUCUCCUCGUUAAAUAUAGCUGCAAGGUUAGGGUGCAUUCAAGUGUGGAGCAUAACUCCACAUUUUUCCCUUGAAUGUUUCAUAAACAAUUUGGUUUUAAUACAUUGAAAAUAACAGCCAACACUAUCUUUAGGUUAAAACCUGUGCUUUAUAGCGUUUAAGAAUACAAAUAAUUUGUAAAAAGAGUGAAAGUCUUAUCGACACUGUAAAUGCAAUCAUGAAAGUGGAACAUUUCAGACCAGUCAUUAUUCUCGGUUGUGCAUCUAUCUCCAAUCCCAACCGAAUAAUGCUUACCAGUUGAAACAGUUUUUGCAUAAUUGAUGACUACAUUUUGGGAUGUUUUUGUUCGUUUUGGUCUUAUGUAGGUUUUUUUUUGGCUGUACGUGCUCACAAUUUUUGUACUACUUCUAGUAGGAGUGGAAACAUUAAGUGUUUGUUGGCAUUUAAUGAGAGACAACUAGUUUUCAUGCAAAUAUUUCACUUGAGAAAUACUGCAUCAAACAUCUUAGCUAGAUGUAAAAUUGUGCGACUAAGACCUCUUCUGUAAAUAUCAAAAUUAAUGACAGAUUACUUAAUUCUGACUCAUUUGAAGAAGUGUUUCUGGCUAUGUUGUUGCUACGGUGUAUCAACAGGGACAAACAAUAGUAGUAUUCUAGCUUUUUUCUUGUUUUUCAAGCGAAGGUCUUUAGGGGGUAUGCGAGCAGACUGUUGCUUUGCCUAGCCGGGUUCUGCGAGGAGCAAGCCGAACCUUGGUAUGCGGACGCCUUUAGCCUCAGGUUUGACACUGACAGCUCACGCUCAAUUGGUCAAUUGGCCUGCCAAUCAGGAGAGAGGCGAGACAUGCCUUAUCAUCAUGACAGAGGCAUCAUCUGCAAUCAGCCUUUCGGGUUUCAGCUGUGUUCAAUGAAGGCAGAUUCACAUGGCAUGUCCUCAAGGCAGUAUUAGCUCAGUGAGAGUCAGUUCUGACUGACCUGCCAGUGUUUUUUCAAACACAGGUUAUUUAGCUUUCUUCCUAAGUAAAAUGUCUAAAUGCUCUCCAAUCUGCAUGCAGCUUUGUUGAAGCUUGUUAAUAAAAGUAAAAAUGUAAGAUCAGCCAUUCUGUCCUUCUUUGCUCCAUUCAAUGAAUUCAAUUAUAUGUGUCUCACUGAUCUUCCUGUGUUGACAAAAAUACAUAAUGCCACAGGAUUAUCUAGCGUACCAUUAAAUAUCAAUUACUCUGUUUGGUGUUAUCCUGCAGGAUCUGUGUAGUGUGGUGCAAAUUUAGACAUGGAAAUGAAAGCAGGAUUUCAUGGGUAGAAUUUAGCGCAUUGCCAUGCCUGAGCAGAGAGAUUGAUUUUCCUAAUAAACAGCUUUUAAAUGUGUUUUUGUUUAUUUGUGGCCGUAGUGAAAGUGCAGAAAAGCAACCUUCACCAUUGGGACCCCACUGCCAACUACAGCCACACCCAACACUGCAAGACAUGGAGCAGUCCCAGCCACCAGCUCAACCAGCAGGACCACUGCAAAUGUAAGUUGGAAUGUGUGAAUAUGCUGCUGGGUAUAGUACAGUAUAUAGCCUUUUUCUUGUUACACGUAUGUAUUUUGAGUUGGUGUUGAUCAUCAGUCUUGUUUUUGGUUAAUGAUCCUAGAAUGAUCCCAAUGAUGUUGUGAUAUCAUUGACUUUGUAUUAGCAUCAUAUGUAGCCCACGUGGAGUUACAGUUCAAGUGGCGAGUUGCAUUAUUCUACCUUGAAGGGGAUUUCUCUUUGAACUGGUUUGAUGUUGUGAGCAUGUGUCCUUUCAGCUCUGGUGUGUGGUGGCUUCUCCCCUUCCUCUACAGCCACCUCAGGGUACAGCAGCAACCUAGGCAGUCAGGGCAGCAGCACCCUGCCCUGCCCAAUCCCCCCCGUCGCCCCCACAAGCCCCCGCAGCACUACACACAAGAGACGCCAGCGGAGAAAGGAGCACAAGAGCUCACGUAUGUGGAUGGUUUUUUUUCAUGUGUAGUCAUAACAGCGUUUUAUAAUAGUUUGAGAAUUGACCCUGCCUCCCCUCGUCAAAGUGGUGACCGCUCUGAUGACGGAUCACUGACGUAGACGAAGAUGACUGAGGGAAAGGCUGAUAGCUGACUCGCUCUCUUCGUUUCACACUCGAACACUAUCACUUUUCCUUUCUCUCUCUCACGCUCUCUUUUCACUCUGACCAUUUUUUCUUCCCCCCCCCCACCCCCUCUCUCGCCAUCCAUCUCAAUUUAUCACACUAUCCACCCCCUCUUCCUCUGCCAGUGUCCCUAACAUCCAGCUCAGUGGGCCCUGGGGGUCAGGUUGUUCACGUGGAGACCAGCGAGGUCAUCCUGAGGGGGGAUCCACUCCUAGGGUUCGGGGUUCAGCUGCAGGGGGGUGUCUUUGCCACAGAGACCCUGUCCGCUCCUCCAGUCAUCCGCUUCAUUGAGCCCGACAGCCCUGCCGAAAGGUGACCCACCCACACACAGAGGCGCGCGCACACACGGCCAUCCACACAGAGACGUACAGUUAGUCACUCGAGGAUGGUGGGGCGUCAUCAGGAGUGAUGAGGAGAGUCACUGCUUUCUCUGAGGAGUAUUAAUCUGGGUCUCCUACCUAACCCAAGAUGGCAGUGUUUGAUCCACAAUGUCCUAUCAAUUACAUUAGGCACUUUGCUUUGAGGUAAUGGGAAUAACUUCAGUGCAGUGGUAUUAGAAUCUGUUUUUGUGAGAAGCAACUUGAUUGAUUCUAGUCUACUUUCCCAGUAGUUUAUUUGUCACACCACACUUGAAAACUCUUAAUGUUGAUCCUUGCAUUUAAUAUCUGUUUAUUGAUUAAGGCAACACGAUACAGGCCAAUUAACAGCGAGCACUGAUUAGGCCAGUGUGUGGUCUUUGCCCUUGUCUUGUAAGAUUAAUGAUAGUGUUUGUAUGAACAACAGAAGGCCAUGUCCGCUUGGUGGUCUAAUACCAUUAAAAGGCUCCCGCCGUUGGGAGGGAGUGACUCAAGCAGAACAUCCUAUUGUAAUGUUCGUCUCAGCACUGACGCAAAGGUUAAUAAAUUGCAGUGGUUAGUGAAUUAAUCUUAGUUGACAGUGCUCCUAUGUGUGUGUCCUGAGUCCUGAUCAUUAUGUGAUCAUGGAAGUAAGUAUGUGUCUGAUUGUAGUGUGUGUGUGUGUGUGAGUGUAAUGGAAGUGGUUUGGUGAAGUGUCUGUGCCCUUAUUCAAGGUCAAGCAAGGUGAAGAGUAAUUUUGUUAUCAGAGAGAUGCUCGAGAUGUGUUCUACUUCGGUGACAUAUUGAUUAAUUAUUCCACAGUGUCACUGGAGUCAGAAAUAUUGCUGGGAAAAUAUGUUUACUUAAAGGUUUCCCAUUGCUCCUUGCCAGAACAGGACAUGAGUUGAUUGUGCCCUUCAGGGUCAUGACUCAGUGGUUUGUUGAUGACAGUUAUCAGUGAGAUGAGAUCAAAAGGUCAAAAUGGAGUUGAAAUAUACUAAAUAAAAAUAUAAAUGCAACAUGUAAAGUGUUGGUCCCAUGUUUCAUGAGCUGAAAUAAAAGAUCCUAGAAAUGUUCCAUAUGCACAAAAACCUUAGUUCUCUCAAAUUUUGUGCACAAAUUAAUUACAUUCCUUUUAGUGAGGAUUUCUCCUUUGCCAAGUUAAUCCAUCCACCUGACAGGUGUGGAAUAUCAAGAAGCUGAUUAAACAGCAUGAUCAUUGCACAGGUGCACCUUGUGCUGGGGACAAUAAAAGGCCAUUCUAAAAUGUGCAAUUUUGUCACACAACACAAUGCGACAGAUGUCUCAAGUUUUGAGGGAGUGUGCAAUUGGCAUGCUGACUGCAGGAAUGUCCACCAGAGCUGUUGCCAGAUAAUUAAAUGUUCACUUCUCUACCAUAAGCCGCCUCCAACGUCAUUUUAGAGAAUUUGGCAGUACGUCCAACUGGCCUCAAAACCGCAGACCACGUGUAUCUGUAUUCCCAGUCAUGUGAAAUCCAUAGAUUAUGGCCUAAUUAAUUUAUUUCAAUUGACUGAAACUUAUCUCUGAAAUCUAAAGCAGAGUCAUGAGCGUAAAGAAAACAAGAUGCAUCUGUAAAUGUGUUUAUGCUCCAUAUAACAGAUUUAAUGGUAGUAGUCAACAUGGAUAAGGUUUCUUAUCGCUUUACAGCAGGACUCUCAUGGUCUCCGCUGAAAAUGCUUUUUUGUUUCAGAGUAGGCUUGAUCUGGGUCUGGGAAAUGGGCCGUAAACGAGAGAAGUAUUGGGAAAAACUGUUCCUAACAACUGUUCAUUUGGAUAAAUGUCUGUCUAGUCUAACUGUAUAAAGGCCACAUUCACUAUGAAAAGGAAUUUGACAUUUCUAUCUAAAAUAUGCUGAAUGCCACACAGAAUAACCAAUUUUCCUUUAUUGUACUCUUCUAACUGUGCUUUGUGUUGUCAGAUGUGGGCUUCUGCAUGUGGGGGACAGACUCCUGUUCAUCAACAGAAUCCCUACAGAGGAUGGAACACUGGAGGAAGCCAAUCAACUGCUGCGAAAUGCCGCUUUGGCCAAUAAGGUCACCUUGGAGGUCGAGUUUGAUGUAGCAGGUAAUAAUAAUAAUAAUAAUAAUAAUAUGCCAUUUAGCAGACACUUUUAUCCAAAGCGACUUACAGUCAUAUGUGCAUACAUUUUUACGUAUGGGUGGUCCCGGGGAUCGAACCCACUACAAGCGCCAUGCUCUACCAAUUGAGCUACCAAUUUGUUCAUCAAAGUUGGAAAUAGCAUCUCUUUUAUCAAUUUUAUAUUUUAGUCAUUUAGAGCCAGAGCGACUUUAUUUAGUGCGUUCAUCUUAAGAUAGCUAGGUGAGACAACCACAUACUGUAUCACAGUCAUAGUUAGUACAUUUUUCCUUAAUAUGAGUUAAAAGUUAAAUUAAGUUAAAAAUAAGACAAUAAUUUGACAGUCUGCAUUUUGGUUAUUUAUGCUUUAAUCAAUGUGUUAAUUUCAUGUUUUGUCCCCCAUUAGAAUCAGUGGUUCCAAGUAGUGGCACAUUCCAUGUGAAACUGCCCAAGAGGAGAGGAGUGGAACUUGGCAUCACCAUCAGUGGUGAGAGUACCAGAUGCGAACAGCAGGGGGCAACAUAGCCCAACAUGAGAUCCCUUUGCCUUGAUAUCUCUCUCUGUGGAUCAAUGCUCUGUGGAUCAAUGCUCUGUGAUCCUUAACUGGUCUCUUAGACUGUCAUGAAAGCUACUGCCUAAUUAUGUCUGAUGAAUAAUAGUGAUCUAAUACAAGCAUUUAUCAUCAACUCUUUCACACUUUAAAAAGCCUGGAAAAACAAAGGACAGAAAUUCUCUGUAGCACAGAGAGGAUUUUAAGGAAGUGAUACCACAUAUACUGAAGGUAGUUGGGCAGGCCAACAGUUAACUUCUUAUACAUGCAAUGAUUUGGGACUGUUGUGGAUGUGUGCACUGAAGUGGAGCAUGCAGGUAUCCAGAGCAAAUGAAAAUCAUUUGGGUUACAUUCAACUCCUGAUAAAUGUGAUAUCUAUUCCCUGCUAUUAUCACUGUGGAUGUUAUGAAAGUUUAAUGUAAAGGUGUCUCUGUCUGAACAGCAAGCAAGAGACCCGACAAACCUCUCAUCAUCUCUGACAUCAGAAAAGGAAGCAUAGCGCACAGGUAUGUCCCACAUCCCAAUCACAUGGAGGAGUCAUGCUGAUAAGAUCAGCAAAGAAACGUCCAAAUUACUUGCUUUACUGCCUCUGGUCUGGGGUUAGUUAAGUCUGAAAUGCAGUGAUACUAGUCAGGAGUAGAACCAGUAGUUUUUCCUCACCAUGUGACCUUACCAGGAAAGAGGGCCCUAGUAAUAGUGUCUUUUGAUGUUUUAUCUGGUUUAAUUUGCUGCCCUCCUCUCCCCUGCCUGCUAAUAGGACGGGCACCUUGGAGCCAGGGGACAGGCUGCUGGCCAUCGAUAACGUGCGUCUGGAGAACUGCACCAUGGAGGACGCCAUGCACGUGCUGCAGCAGGCAGAGGACAUGGUCAAGCUCCGGAUCCAGAAGGACGAGGAUAACGCUGGUAGGAUGAACACCGAGUCAUGCUUCAACAAUAAAGAUGCAGUCUUGCGUGGAGAGGUUGGUCUAAAGGACACAUUUCUGUCCAAUGAGGUUGAAUUCCCUAGUGGAAACAUCUCCAGACUGUAUCAAGACAUUUCUGUCUAUUUACCUAGUAUAAACAAACAUCAUUGCAUACCAUUUGACACAAGAAAGUUAAUGUGUGAUUGUGCUGUAAGUGCCCACUUAUUUUUCUGUAAAAUACCAUCUGAAACUGUAAAAUGAAUUGUAGCAGAGUGUCAUGGUGCAUUGAUUUAUGUCAUGUGGCCUGUUUUUACAUUUAAUUUGUGACUCAUGUCUGAUGUUGUGUGCUAGCUAGUGUGCAUGUGACCCAGAUUUGAGCUGUUUGGUCUAGUUUAUCCCUUAUGUAAUACCUGUCAUAUUUAUACAUGUUCUGAGCUGUUAUGCAUGCUCUCUCGCUCCCUUUCAGAUGAGCUGGAGAUGUCUGGUUCCAUUAUCUACACGGUGGAGCUGAAGCGUUACAACGGCCCGCUGGGUAUCACCAUCUCAGGCACAGAGGAGCCCUUUGACCCCAUCGUCAUCUCAGGCCUCACCAAGAAGGGCCUGGCCGAAAGGUGAGAGGGUUGGGGUUCAGGUGUCAGGGGCAUGAGGUUGGCGCUGCUAUUAUAAGAGUGGUUGAGACUAUAGGGAAGAUCUCAAUUGCAUACUCCUCGCGCCCUCUCCCCUCUGACCUUUUCGUCCAAUGGGUUUUGAGAAGGAGGCGAGGAGAGAAGGCACGAGGAGUAUGUAAUUGAGAUUCUCCCAUAGACUGGCUCAAAAGUCCUUUGUCUCCUCUGCUUCAUCUGUACUGUAUGUAUAGACAGGCUAGGUGAAAGCAAUAUGGUGGAUGCCUACCUGGGAUCUGAUUUCUGUCUGUCAGUCUAGAUAGAGGAAGACUCUUUAGACGGUAGGACUAUUGAGAUGCACCUCGACUCUCCUAUUAUGGUUAUGAUUUAUGGUUGAAAUAAGGACCCUACAGACUGUGAUUUUGAUUCAAAAAGCAAGCCCUCAAAGCCACACUGUGUAAUAUAUGUCAGUAAACAAUAGCUGUCUGGUCUGUUGUUGGCUUAGUCAGCUCUUUGUUACUCUCUCGGCAAACUGGACAGCCAGGCUGUUUCAAGGCCACAACGAUACAGAAAGUCUCUGAAACAGAUAAGGAGCUAUCAUAACACUCCUUUAUCACCUUCUUAUUAGAGCUUGACCAAUAUAUUGUUUCAUCGAUAUUAUUAUCAAUAGUGCCUUGCAAAAGUAUUCAUCCCGUUGGCGUUUUUCCUAUUUUGUUGCAUUACAACCUGUAAUUUAAAUGGAUUUUUAUUUGAAUUUCAUGUAAUGGACAUACACAAAAUAGUCCAAAUUUGUAUUAAAAAAAUAACUUAUUUCAAAGAAUUCAAAAUAAUUAAUAACGGAAAAGUGGUGCGUGCAUAUGUAUUCACCCCCUUUGCAAUGAAGCCCCUAAAUAAGAUCUGGUGCAACCAAUUACCUUCAGAAGUCACAUAAUUAGUUAAAUAAAGUCCACCUGUGUGCAAUCUAAGUGUCACAUGAUCUGUCACAUAAUCUCAAUAUAUAUAUACACCUGUUCUGAAAGGCCCCAGAGUCUGCAACACCACUAAGCAAGGGGCACCAUGAAGACCAAGGAGCUCCCCAAACAGGUCAGGGACAAAGUUGUGGAGAAGUACAGGUUAGGGUUGGAUUAAGAAAAAAUAUCUGAAACUUUGAACAUCCCACGGAGCACCAUUAAAUCCAUUAUAAAAAAAUUGAAAGAAUAUGGCACCACAACAAACCUGCCAAGAGAGGGCCGCCCACCAAAACUCAUGGACCAGGCAAGGAGGGCAUUAAUCAGAGAGGCAACAAAGAGACAAAAGAUAACCCUGAAGGAGCUUCAAAGCUCCACAGCGGAGAUUGGAGUAUCUGUCCAUAGGAUCACUUUAAGCCAUACACUCCACAGAGCUGGGCUUUACGGAAGAGUGGCCAGAAAAAAAGCCAUUGCUUAAAGAAAAAAAAUAAGCAAACACAUUUGGUGUUCGCCAAAAGGCAUGUGGGAGACUCCCCAAACAUAUGGAAGAAGGUACUCUGGUCAGAUGAGACUAAAAUUGAGCUUUUUGGCCAUCAAGGAAAACGUUAUGUCUGGCGCAAACCCAACACCUCUCAUCACCCAGAGAACACCAUCCCCACACUGAAGCAUUGUGGUGGUAGCAUCAUGCUGUGGGGAUGUUUUUCAUCGGCAGGGACUGGGAAACUGGUCAGAAUUGAAGGAAUGAUGGAUGGCGCUAAAUACAGGGAAAUUCUUGAGGGAAACCUGUUUCAGUCUUCCAGAGAUUUGAGACUGGGACGGAGGUUCACUUUCCAGCAGGACAAUGACCCUAAGCAUACUGCUAAAGCAACACUCAAAUGGUUUAAGGGGAAAUAUUUAAAUGUCUUGGAAUGGCCUAUUCAAAGCCCAGACCUCAAUCCAAUUGAGAAUCUGUGGUAUGACUUAAAGAUUGCUGUGCACCAGCGGAACCCAUCCAACUUGAAGGAGCUGGAGCAGUUUUGCCUUGAAGAAUGGGCAACAAUCCCAGUGGCUAGAUGUGCCAAGCUUAUAGAGACAUACCCCAAGAGACUUGCAUCUGUAAUUGCUGCAAAAGGUGGCUCUACAAAGUAUUGACUUUGGGGGAGAGUGAGUAGUUAUGCACGCUGAAGUUUUCAGUUUUUUUGUCUAAUUUCUUGUUUGUUUCACAUUUAUUUUUAUUUUGCAUCUUCAAAGUGGUAGGCAUGUUGUGUAAAUCAAAUGACACAACCCCAAAAAAAAUCAGGCACAAAAUAGGAAAAAUGCCAAGGGGGGUGAAUACUUUCGCAAGCUGCUGUAUUAUAUUCGAUUAAUAGGAUGAAAAAGGAAAAUAUGUAAAAAAUUAAAUGAUCUAUUGUAUUGUUACAGUUAGGAGGUUCAAACACAAGGUUUCCACAGGAUAGCAGGAAGUCGCUUUCUCAGCAAAACCUCUCACAGACCUAGCCUGGUUCCAAAUUUGCAUGUGCUUCAGGGAAGAGAACUGAGUUGUGAAGAAGCACAGAGCCAUGGAAGAGUGACUGCUUAACUGCAGUGUUUUUCCCCUACCCUUAGCGUUGGCACACAAAACAAAAGUAUUUGAAUACACUUGUUGAAGGGCGUUGCAGCAUGUCAUCACAACCACCAGUGGUGAGAGCCUGCUUGAGCGGUUAUUCUCAUCCUCUAUGCCGAAAUUGGUUUUAGGUGGUUUGAACAACCAAUUACCUUCUUGUUUACUUAUCUUAUCUAAUGUUUGUAAUAUGCUUGAUAUGUACAGUGCAUUCGGAAAGUAUUCAGACCCCUUCACUUUUUCCACAUUCUGUUACGUUACAGCCUUAUUCUAAAAUGGAGAAAAGUAAAAUGGAGAAAAUAAUUUUUUUCCUCAUCAAUCUACACACAAUACCCCAUAAUGACAAAGCAAAAACAGGUUUCUACAACUUGAUUGGAGUCCACCUGUGAUAAAUUCAAUUGAUUGGACAUGAUUUGGAAAGGCACACACCUGUCUAUAUAAGGUCCCACAGUUGACAGUGCAUGUCAGAGCAAAAACCAAGCCAUGAGGUCGAAGCAAUUGUCCGAAGAGCGCAGAGACAGGAUUGUGUCGAGGCACAGAUCUGGGGAAGGGUACCAAAGAAUUUCUGCAGCAUUGAAGGUUCCGAAGAACACAGUGGCCUCCAUCAUUCUUAAAUGGAAGAAGUUUGGAACCACCAAGACUCUUCCUAGAGCUGGCCGCCUGGCCAAACUGAGCAAUCGGGGGAGAAGGGCCUUGGUCAGGGAGGUGACCAAGACCCGAUGGUCAUUCUGACAGAGCUCCAGAGGUCCUCUGUUGAGAUGGGAUAACUUUCCAGAAGGACAACCAUCUAUGCAGCACUCCACCAAUCAGGCCUUUAUGGUAGAGUGGCCAGACGGAAGCCAUUCCUCAGUAAAAGGCACAUGACAGCCCGCUUGGAGUUUGCCAAAAGGCACCUAAAGACUCUCAGACCAUGAGAAACAAGAUUCUCUGGUCUGAUGAAACCAAGAUUAAACUCUUUGGCCUGAAUUCCAAGCGUCACGUCUGGAGGAAACCUGGCACCAUCCCUACAAUGAAGCAUGGUGGUGGCAGCAUCAUGCUGUGGGGAUGUUUUUCAGCGGCAGGGACUGUCAGGAUCGAGGGAAAGAUGAACGGAGUAAAGUACAGAGAUAUCCUUGAUGAAAACCUGCUCAGGACCUCAGACUGGGGCGACGGUUCACCUUCUAACAGGACAACAUUUUUACAUUUUAGUCAUUUAGCAGACGCUCUUAUCCAGAGCGACUUACAGUUUUAGUGAGUGCAUAAAUUUUUCAUACUGGCCCCCCGUGGAAAUCGAACCCACAACCCUGGAGUUGCGAGUGCCAUGCUCUACCAACUAACCCUAAGCACACAGCCAAGACAACGCAGGAGUGGCUUCGGGACAAGUCUCUGAAUGUCCUUGAGUGGCCCAGCCAGAGCCCGGACUUGAACCCGAUCUUACAUCUCUGGAGAGAACUGAAAAUAGCUGUGCAGCGACGCUCCCCAUCCAACCUGACAGAGCUUGAGAGGAUCUGCAGAGAAGAAUGGGAGAAACUCCCCAAAUACAGGUGUGCCAAGCUUGUAGGGUCAUACCCAAGAAGACUCGAGGCUGUAAUCACUGCCAAAGGUGUUUCAACAAAGUACUGAGUAAAGGGUCUGAAUACUUAUGCAAAUGUGAUAUUUCCGUUUUUUAAUUGUAAUACAUUUGCAAACAUUUCUAAAAACCUGUUUUUGCUUUGUCAUUAUGGGUUAUUGUAUGUAGAUUGAAAAACAAUUUCAUCCAUUUUAGAAUAAGGCUGUAAAAAGUUGGAAAAGGUCAAGGGGUCUGAAUACUUUCCGAAUGCACUAUAUCUGUUGUCUCAAGAUACCCUAGGAAAUGACAAGGGGCGUCUUCCUUUAAAGGAAUACAAAUAUUGUCUUCUGUCUGUAGGACUGGUGCCAUCCAUAUAGGGGACCGUGUCCUGGCCAUCAAUUGUGUGAGUCUGAAGGGGAAACCCCUGAGCGAGGCCAUCCAUCUACUCCAAAUGGCCGGAGAGACUGUCACCCUCAAGAUCAAGAAACGCCAAGACGGUAUGUACUGUUAUUGUUAAGUUUGUUAAUCAAGUUGCUUUAAAAAAGAAUGCAUGGAAGGAGAUGCUGAGCCUCGUAUUUGUUAGAAGAGUUCCAUUGACAUAAAUACAUUACCUUUCAUUACAUAAUUGAGUUAGGAUUCUCUCUUGCCUCUCCAUUUACUGUCUCUCUCUGUUCCCAUGCAGAAUCGGAAGGGCAGCAGACGUCGGAGCAGGCAGGGUUCCUGAGCGACACAGAGGAUGAGCUGACUGACUCCCAGAAGACCAGUAAACACUCAGGGGUGUACUCUACCACCGGGCCCAGCGUGGACUCUGCCGUGAGCUCCUGGGACUGUUCCGGCAGCCAAGGUGAGGACAGAACCCUGUGUAGCUCAGUUGGUAGAGCAUGGCGCUUGCAACGCCAGGGUUAUGGGUUCGAUUCCCACGGGGGGCCAGUAUGAAAAUGUAUACACUCACUAAUUGUAAGUCGCUCUGGAUAAGAGCGUCUGCUAAAUGACUAAAAUGUCAAAUGUAACACGGCAGCAUAGUCAUUACCAGUUUAGACAACCAGCUUAGGCCACUUUAGACGAUUGCUAUGCUCACAUGACUGUCCUUAAAUCAGUUGUUAGGGGUGGGUAGAAUGUUAUCAUCUUUAUUUAUGUUUGUUUUUGUCCUUUGUGUGCAGGAACGUAUCUCCACAGAUCUGCGGAUUUGACCUUCCAGCCUAACGAGUGGAGACGCACCAAACCGCCCAGGACUCACCUCACCUCCACUGGCCUUACCGGCCUUACCCACCACUCCCACCUCUACGAUGGGAGAUACACUGAGGAUGACUGGGAUAAGGCUGCUGGGUGAGUGCUUACUUCAGACUAGAACCAUGGAUUAGUAGCCUGGUUCCGGGUCUGUUUGUGCUUUACAGUGGGGAAAAAAAGUAUUUAGUCAGCCACCAAUUGUGCAAGUUCUCCCACUUAAAAAGAUGAGAGAGGCCUGUAAUUUUCAUCAUAGGUACACAUCAACUAUGACAGACAAAAUUAGAAAAUUAAAUCCAGAAAAUCACAUUGUAGGAUUUUUUAUGAAUUUAUUUGAAAAUUAUGGUGGAAAAUAAGUAUUUGGUCAAUAACAAAGUUUCUCAAUACUUUGUUAUAUACCCUUUGUUGGCAAUGACACAGGUCAAACGUUUUCUGUAAGUCUUCACAAGGUUUUCACACACUGUUGCUGGUAUUUUGGCCCAUUCCUCCAUGCAGAUCUCCUCUAGAGCAGUGAUGUUUUGGGGCUGUCACUGGGCAACACGGACUUUCAACUCCCUCCAAAGAUUUUCUAUGGGGUUGAGAUCUGGAGACUGGCUAGGUCACUCCAGGACCUUGAAAUGCUUCUUACGAAGCCACUCCUUCAUUGCCCGGGCGGUGUGUUUGGGAUCAUUGUCAUGCUGAAAGACCCAGCCACGUUUCAUCUUCAAUGCCCUUGCUGAUGGAAGGAGGUUUUCACUCAAAAUCUCACGAUACAUGGCCCCAUUCAUUCUUUCCUUUACACAGAUCAGUCGUCCUGGUCCCUUUGCAGAAAAACAGCCCCAAAGCAUGAUGUUUCCACCCCCAUGCUUCACAGUAGGUAUGGUGUUCUUUGGAUGCAACUCAGCAUUCUUUGUCCUCCAAACACGACGAGUUGAGUUUUUACCAAAAAGUUAUAUUUUGGUUUCGUCUGACCAUAUGACAUUCUCCCAAUCCUCUUCUGGAUCAUCCAAAUGCACUCUAGCAAACUUCAGACGGGCCUGGACAUGUACUGGCUUAAGCAGGGGGACACGUCUGACACUGCAGGAUUUGAGUCCCUGGUGGCGUAGUGUGUUACUGAUGGUAGGCUUUGUUACUUUGGUCCCAGCUCUCUGCAGGUCAUUCACUAGGUCCCCCCGUGUGGUUCUGGGAUUUUUGCUCACCGUUCUUGUGAUCAUUUUGACCCCACGGGGUGAGAUCUUGCGUGGAGCCCCAGAUCGAGGGAGAUUAUCAGUGGUCUUGUAUGUCUUCCAUUUCCUAAUAAUUGCUCCCACAGUUGAUUUCUUCAAACCAAGCUGCUUACCUAUUGCAGAUUCAGUCUUCCCAGCCUGGUGCAGGUCUACAAUUUUGUUUCUGGUGUCCUUUGACAGCUAUUUGGUCUUGGCCAUAGUGGAGUUUGGAGUGUGACUGUUUGAGGUUGUGGACAGGUGUCUUUUAUACUGAUAACAAGUUCAAACAGGUGCCUUUAAUACAGGUAACGAGUGGAGGACAGAGAAGCCUCUUAAAGAAGAAGUUACAGGUCUGUGAGAGCCAGAAAUCUUGCUUGUUUGUAGGUGACCAAAUACUUAUUUUCCACCAUAAUUUGCAAAUAAAUUCAUUAAAAAUCCUACAAUGUGAUUUUCUGGAAUUUUUUUCCUCAAUUUGUCUGUCAUAGUUGACGUGUACCUAUGAUGAAAAUUACAGGCCUCUCAUCUUUUUAAGUGGGAGAACUUGCACAAUUGGUGGCUGACUAAAUACUUUUUUUCCCCACUGUAUCUGACUCCUAAAGCACAUGCAGAUCUGGACCUGGCUAAUGGAUUUAAUAGGUAUAAUAAUUUUACAUCAAACAUCUUGUUUCAUUUUGUGGCUUUCAAUGUUGUUAUUUUUUCCUUUUAAUCUACAAGUAUGCCUUCUGUAUGCCUCUAUUGAUGUAUGUAAGCAAUGAGCAACAUAAACGUUGAAAAAAUAAUAUCUUUCAAGUCCGGUUUAGUCUAAAACUCAAUAUGUAUUGAUUCACUGCCAGCUAUCGAUUUGUAAAGUGAAUCCAAGAAAUCUGCAACUUCACUCAAAUAUUUGGCUUUAGAAUUUUUCUCUAAAUCUCCACAGCUGUUUCAUUCUUCCAUGUUGUCGUGCUUUGUCUAUCUGUGCCUUUUCUUUCUUUCUCAGGUAUUCUCUCUCUCAUCUGCUUUACUAACUGCCCGUGAGGUUCCUGGUGUUUCACAUAAACACAUAUUUUUCUUUGUCGCUUCUGCCUUCACCAAACCUGUCUCUAAAGCACCCAAAGGCCCCAUGGACACACACCUGUUCCUUGUCUGUUGCCUCACUCUUGACUCUUGACUUUCUUUUUUUCUCAACUUUUGUGUCCCUCACUGGCACAAACUGUCAACUCUUAAAUACUUUUUGGGUGGCCUAACUUUUAAUCUGUGAACUAUCUGCAUGAAGGCUCUGUCUGUUCUAGGGGAAUACACUGUUUUGCGCUGCUACUGUGAUAGUGAGAGAGUUAACGCUUGCCCUCCCUGAGGCCUGAAAGGUUUUUAAAGGACCUCUCGCCGCCAUGCAGUGCAAUGCCUGCAUUACCCACGCUGCUUUGCAGGCCACACCCGUUUCAAACCAGACGCAAACGUCCGCAGUCCCAGCACAGCAAGGCUCCUCUGAUGUUCUGGUUACUCGUUGUCAUAGAUAUGCCAGCCCCCCUCGUUGCCAUGGCACCCUGAACCAGGAGGACAGCUUCUGGUCCCAGGCCCUGCAGGACCUAGAGACCUGCGGCCAAUCAGAGAUACUCAGGGAGCUGGAGGUAGGCUACAUCUCCCUCCAUCUGUUCCAAUCUACUACUAAAUGAAGCAAUGCAAAAGUCUGAUUGUCUAGACAGUCCAGACACCCGCUACCACCUUUUCUAUUCAGUCAAGCUGUGUGUACAUAGGAACGUGCGUGCAGUAUAUUAAGUUAUUUCCUUCACAUGCCUAUAAUUUAACAAUCCUGUUGUCUUCUCCCAGGCGUCCAUGACAGGCAGCACUCUUAGCCUGUAUCUGGAGGAGACCAAGUCCCAGGAAGACUCAAUGCUAGAGAGCAGAAUCAGUCCUGUGAAGAGGGGUCCCAUCCAUAACGAGCCCAAGACCAAAGGCAACCUGCAGAGGUCCAACAGGACCAGGGACACACCCCCCAGAGGGAGAGUAGAGGCCCAGGAGACCACUUCCCCUACAUCCCUGGAACUACUGAAGGUAUAUAGCAGGAUGGCAAGGGGCAUCUCAAUUCAGUUCAUUUAGAAAGUGCAUUAAAGUUCCUAUUCAUGGACUGAAAAAUGAUUGGAAUUUCAGUUCACUUCAUGAAUUCACUAACUUGAAAUGCGAACUGAUGUCAACCCUGGUCCAUGGGGAAUGAUGUGGAGUGAUUUCCAAUCCAAUCCAGGCUUAAAGCAUGACUAGCUACCAUAUAAUCGACAACCCUGUAAAGGUAUUGAUCAGUGAACUGUAGCCUGACCCUACUCUACAUUUAAGUGAUAAUGCCCAAGAAGCUGGUAUUUUGAGGAUAUAUUGGCAUGGGUGUUGUUAGGCCCGAGACGAAGUCGAUAUAUCUACCAAACACCCGCUUCAAGGGCAUUAUCACUUUUAUACAACGGGUUACCAACGUAUUCAAAUAAUGAUUGACAUAUUUUCAUAAAAAAACGUUAUUUUGAUUAAUUUAUUCAUACUAUUUCAUCCUUCCACAAGAUAUAGUCCCAACACAAAUCUAGGGUUGCUACCCAAGCCGGCUGGUCGUUCGUUCUAUCGGUUCGGUUGCCAGAGACGCGACCCAGUCGUUCAGUCUUUUUGAUCUGUUUCUAUGGACGCGACCCAGUCGUUCAGUCUUUUUGAUCUGUUUCUAUGGACGCGACCCAGUCGUUCCAUUGCCAUAGUGGCUCGCAACGUUCUUAUCCCUUGCUUGCUAACUAGCCAACCCACGGCUAAUUUACAGUCACGUCAAACAGUGCAGCCAGAAUAACAACAGUAGCUGCAUUUGCAUUUGUUUAAGCUGUUUUCUAGUGACAUUUAUUUGGAUACAUCCAUAACAAUGAGCUAAUGAGGCGUGAUUUCGGCUGGUAUAGAAAAUGUGCUCUCUCGUCAGGACACUGUUGUUCAGAGGAGGUAGCCAACAGCACAGCUACAGUAACACAAUCACUUCAAACUGAAGCUGGAAAGACUGCAAACUAGCUGCACUUUGUUUCAUUUGACCUUAUUUCAAUGUACCUUAUUUCUUUGUAUAUAUCCAUAAAAAUGAUGCCAGCUGAUUCAUGAUUUUGAACGGCUGAGAAACGCUGCCUGUCUCUCGUCCUGACUCCCGACAAGUUCAUUACUAUGUGACAGCUGGAGAUCGAAUUUCAAUAUUGAAACAAUGUUGCAAAUGUCGGAGAGACAGACAGCAAGGUUUUUCAAAUCUCCGCUGUUAAAAACUAAAUGUUAGUCUAAAAGAAAUGUGAGAUAAUGUCCAGAUGCUUUUUAUCGUGGAGAUCAAGUUUAUAAAUUACUUGUGGAAUAGACACAAGCUGGAAUGGGGUUUUAACCAAUCAGCCUUCAGGAUUAGAACCACCCGUUGUGUAAUAUGGUACAAACAGCAGUCUCCAGGGAGAACAUGCCUGUUGGGUUCAAUUAAUAUCUUACCCUGAGCCUCACCCUUCACUAACUGAACUGCACGCUACCCUGCCCAUCACUGGAGUGUAACUGGACUCGGUGAAUGCCAGGCCAGUCAGGACUUGUAGUGUGUGGGAUAAUAGAUAACAAACAUAUAACACUGCACACUGAGCCUGCUCAUUAUAAUGUAGUGCACUAGCUCCUGGUGUUGUGAGCCCUAUUGUCCCUUCGCCACAUCCCGUGACCCCACUACAUGUACAGUAGAAGUCUGUUCUAUUGUGCUGCAGUGUACUGUUGGUUUAGGCAGUGGGGUUGAAUGAGGGCACAAGCACUUAGUAACUGAAUCUAACCCCACUCUUAAAAAACAAACAUUCAUUGCAGAUUGAGUCUGCUGAGGGGAGGACGGCUCAUAAUAAUUGCUUGAACGGAGCGAAUGGAAUGGCAUCAAGCCCAAGGACACCAUGUGUUCGCUGUAUUUGAUACCAUUCCACCAAUUCCGCUCCAGCCAUUACCCCAAGCCCGUCCUCCCCAAUUAAGGUGCUACCAACCUCCUGUGAUUGAAUGACUGUUGAUAUUGGUAUAAUUACCUCUGACAGCCAACCUGUUUGGACGCAAUUCCAUAGCUAAUCUGCAUAAUUUACAUUGCAAAACCAUAUCAUAACUCACUUAGCCGGUGGAGAUGUGUGACCUGUAAAGCCCAAUUCCCAUGACUUCCGCAAGAAUGGCAUUGCGCCGAACAAGCCAUUGUUUUUCAAUGGAGGAGGCGUUACGCUCAGCAAGAGCGUUGUGGCGAGCUAGGCCCUUUGGGGUCAGCGCCAUUACACUCAGAGUUUAAGUACAUUUACACCCCGCACUGUGUCGGACCCAACAGAGAGCUUGGCGACUUGCAUGGGUCAAGUGAAUGUGCCUUACUGUCUGUCCUAUAGGUGACACUGAGGAAGGACCCAGACUGUGGAGACUUUGGCUUCAGUGUGUCAGACGGCCUCCUGGAGAAAGGCAUCUAUGUCAACAUGAUCCGACCAGAUGGCCCUGCCAACCAGGCCGGGUUGAAACCCUACGACCGCAUUCUGCAGGUACACGUCUUUGUUCAACUAACAUUUUGAAUAAAAUGUUUUUAUUAAUACUGUACCUCUUUGUUAUGUUGAACUGACCGCUCCUGUCCCAGGUGAACAGAGCGAGGACCAGAGACUUUGACUGCUGCCUGACCGUUCCUCUCAUCACUGAAGCAGGAGACAGCUUGGACCUGGUCAUCAGCAGAAACUCCCUGGCACAGGCAGAUAAUGGGCCACCUCUGGACUGUGAGGACCCCUCUGACUCCCUGUUCAGCUUCCUACAUUACAGUACCAAUAGUAUCGCCCUGUGAAAAAGGUCCUGGGGGGAGGUUAUGGAUAAUAGCACGUUAAAAUGGUGUUACACAUUAUACCAUGUGACACGUAGGCACUGCACGUCACACACACUGGUUUUGUUUUGUCAUAUCUCUUGUACACACACACAGAAUCACAUUCGCACGUGCGAAUACAUGUGUAUGUGAAUAAACACACAGACACACUCUGUCAGUCACUAAUUCACACUCCCACACACAUGCAUUCACCGUGACCAGUGUUAGUCAGUGUAUUCAUGUGAUGUAGAGCAGAGGACGUUCAGUCAGGCUUCUGGGGCUGUUCAGGCAAAACCACAUGUAGUUACAUAACAGCUUCAGACUCAGCCUGGAUGAGAACACUAGCCUUGCUCAGCUCUGCAGAAAUCCCAGAGAAACAUAAACACACACUUCCCUCUCAGAGAAGGUGCGUUCGGGACACAGCACCACCACAGCGUUUUGUUUUUGUUCUUAAAAAGAUUAAGUGAAAUGUGUGCAAUUGUGACCCUCUGUGACCUCUUGCUGGGGAAUGGUGGAGUUGCACGUACACACACACUUGACACACGAACGUGCGCCCAUGCGGGGUGUUCGAGGAGUCCAGGCAUGCUGUGCUGGACUAUUAUUUGAGCCAUGUCUUGGCUGGCUGCCCUCUCCUUCCCUUCAGCCCGGCCUGGCCAUCCAGCACCCCACACUGUUAGCGCCACAAAUUACCGUAGAUAGAAUGCUAAGCUGGCAUUCACUGUUACUUGCCAUGUACUGCAAACAUUUCUAUUUUAGGUACCUCACUCUCUAUCCUAAAGUCUAAAAUGUUUGUGAAAAUGUAUUUGGGUCCAAGUUUUAUGGCCGUCAUGUGAAGGACAAAUACUUACCAAGGCCUUUUUUAUCACAGCUUCAUUGCUCAGAACAAAAGUUGCAGAAUGUUUCUUUCUCUCGUUACAUUUCUCACACCGUGUUAUUAGCUACUGUAUAGACUGGGCAGACAUUUGUCAUUCAUUACUUUUUGGGAUCAGCAUUUUUUGUUUGAAGGUUCUUGUCAAUGGUUUUAUGCUAUCAAGUUCACUUUAUUUCUGAAACCAAACCACACACUGUUUUUGCUUGUAUGCACUAGUAGGUCACCUAAAUCAGAUCCAUGCACU
Coregonus sp. 'balchen' is the source of this 45136-nucleotide messenger RNA. Lineage: Eukaryota; Metazoa; Chordata; Actinopteri; Salmoniformes; Salmonidae. The record is from the annotation of a GenBank genome assembly.